AUGUUCGAAGAUUACGUGAGGGCAUCAUCACCAUCAUCCUUUUUUCUUUCGUUUUUUCCCAUGCUGAGGAUCAUCAGGGAAGAGAAGGCAUAUUGUGCCUCAUAGAUAUGGACUGCAUGAAUGUUCUCUGCAUAGAUAUUGUGCCUCCUCUUGAAACCAAUGUGGUUCAUUUGUCCACCACAUUGUUUAACGAGUUCAAAAAAUUACUCCUCAUCUUACGAAUCUUGGUGGAAGCAACCGCGGAUCUCACGUUUUGCUUUCAUAUUUAUCAACCCGUGAUCUCCCCAUUUUGCUACCGUUUAAUAUUUCCUACUACAUGUUUUGUUCCUCAUAUUGUUUGGAAAAAGAUAUCUGAGGUCAGCGACUGAUGAUAAUUUGAUGAAAUAUAGUCGCUAAUACAUGAUUACUGCAGGUUUUGUAUUUACUUCGGAAGUACUUGGGGGAGUAUGUCCAUGGUCUUUCCCCUGAACUCCUCAGAAUCAGUGUCUGGAAAGGUUUGGAAGAUACUCGCAUCAUGCUAUUGACUAGAUUUUUCCAUCUAUUGACUGUUGGAGAUAUCAGUCUCCAUGUAUUCUUGUAAUUCUGGAUUGCUUAUAACGGAAAAUAUAUUGUAUUCGUGAUGUCUUUCUUUCUACGCAUAAAUUUAUAGUUUAUAAUGCAAAAGGCUAUGUUUGUCGCCAAGCUUUCUUUUCUGAAACAUAAUUUACAUAUGUUGAUGCAACCAUAAAUACAAACAUCAUGUAAGUGUUAUAUGGUUGAAAAGUUACUCAUGGCCCUUCUUUCCCUGCUUCCACAUCUGAUUGCAAUGGAAAACAUUUUACAAUAAGGUAAGUAUUGGUAAUGGCAGCCAUUAUAAAAAUCCUAAUUGUGACAGAUUGUCUUUCAGUGGACCUCACGACAUGUAGUCACACUUAUUUCGCUACAAAUCUAGUUUAUUGGUAUGCAGGUCGUGGGCUUGGUUUCAUGAACUGACUCUGAACUAGGUAGCGAUAAUCCUUCCCAGGGUCGGAUCCUGAGUAUGCAGCCUGUUCCCCAACUUUUUCAUGUUAAAUAAAUCAAGCGAGUAUUAUGCUUAAAUUUGGUCAAAAUCCAUACGAUUUGAAAACAUUGAUUGUCCUAUAAUUUAAAAUGACUUUUGUUGAGUUAUGUUUUUCUCUCUCUGGACCUGAGUAACUGACAAGCCUUCUUAAAAUUGUUUUCUAUAAUUCUCUUGGCUCAGGACGGGUGUAGUACUUUCUGUGUUUAAUAUGUUCUUAACGUUUUGGGAAAUGUGCCUGGUGGAGCUCUCUUUGUUUAUUUGUCAACCAACUGCGUAAUGCGAAUCAUAGUUUUAGUCUUUAACUAAUCACGAACCAGAGUUUCCAUUUAAGCUUCUAUCCCACUCUACUUCAAUUUAUUGUCAAUGAAUUCUGUCAUCAAUUUUGAUUCUUCUUUUCAGGGGAUGUUGUGUUGAAAGACUUGAACUUGAAAGCUGAAGCACUAAAUUCUUUGAAACUUCCUGUCAUUGUACGUGCUGGCUUUAUCGGGAGCAUUACCUUGAAGGUACUUUUCUUGGGGUUCAUACUGUCUAUUUGUCAAGAUAAUCGCUUUGGGUCAUAUCCUGUUGUUCUGGAUGUCUCAGAUGUAUGAUUCAGGGAGUUCCUUACACUUAUUUAAUGCGUCAUCUGCCAAAUCCGAGCUGACUGGGUUGUGAAACAUUAAUCUUGAACUUUAUUUUAUGCAGACAAUGGAAGUAUGCUCUUAAUGUAAUCACUCCCUCACCUAUAAAGCUUCUUUGACGGCCAACUUGGAGAUUUCCGAUUUCUCUCGAGUCUUUUGACAAUGUGGUUGUUGAUGUCGUUGGUGGCAUAUGACAUUGGCAAUAAGUAGAAGUUGGUGGAAUGGUGUGGUUUAAAUUUUUGACUACAAUGUGAAGGUUAGUGGUGAAUGGCAGUUGCAAUGUUAGCUACUAGCUAUUUGGUCAUCAGAGGUCGUGGGUGGUGGUGGAGGGCAAUAGGGGCUGCCAUGGGUGGUGGGUUUUCAUGAAGCAUCGUAGUAAUCAUAGUGAAUUGCAGUUGGUCGUGAAGGAUGAUUGGGUUGUGCUGAAGGUUAACAGAGGUUGUCAGGAACUGUCCAUAAAAGCCACGGCCACAAUUGGCUGCUUAUCGUUUACCACUAUAUGUUACCAGUUGUUACCCGUCAUUAGUCACAACACGCUAUACAGUGUCCAUGUUCUUCGCCCACCAGCUAUCCCGUAUACACCCACCCUCCAGUGGAACGGUCACCUACUACAAUUAUCACACCUUUCCACUUAAGCCGUUUGUUAAUAAUCACCAACAGCUGCAAUUGUUGUUAUGUAUUAUUGAAUCUAAUUCAGAUUCAAUUGAGAUAUCAGAUGAGUCUAAUUGAGAUGUCAGAUAUUUUUCUUCUUAUUUCCCCCUUUUUUGAAUUUAUACUUUUAGUUGAAUUUGAUAGGUGUAAGAUGUGAACUUCAGAUUUCAUAUUUCAUAUUUCUUGAUAUCAGAGCGCUAAUUUGUCUUGUCUAUUCCAUGCAGAGGACCAGAUUAUCAGAAAGUACAUAUUAAUGCGUUUAAUUAUUUCUAUACGUCUCUACAAAAAGUUAAAGUUAACUAUAUGGAUUGAGAAAAUGCUUUCUGUUGUUUGUACGUUAAUCCUUACUUUGGAUUGUGUGUAGGUCCCAUGGAAAAGUCUUGGCAAGGAACCUGUUGUUGUUUUCAUUGACCGUGUUUUUAUUCUUGCUCAUCCUGCUCCAGAUGGGCAGAGCCUUAAGGCAAGAUGCUCUACAUAUCAGUAUUAUUUUAUGAUUGCCUGCUAUAGAUGGUGUUCAACAGAUUUCUGUUCAAUUCAUUGCAUUGUUCUUGUUGUGACUGUUCUGUUUCAGUAGGAGAAUUGAUGUUCCUGGGUUUCAUUUUUUAGGACGAAGAUAGAGAGAAACUAUUUGAGGCCAAGCUCAAGCAAAUUGAGGUAUAAAUUAUUUUUGAUUACGUGAUGCUUCUGACAUUUUUUUGGAGCUUUGAGUUACUUUUGAUACUUUUUUCUCGCUCUAUCCCCUUUUAAGUACUUUCUGACAAUUUUUUCUCUAAGAACAUUUAGAAUGGAAUAAAAAAAUUAAGAUCUUCAUGCCUCAGAAUUACUCUCCAAUUUUUCAUUUUGGGCACCACUCUCAGCUUUGCUAGCCUAUUGUCAAUGCUUGUUUGCCCAUUUCAAUGCAGUUUUCCAUGCUCAUAGAAAUUUAAAUUGAAUAUGAAGAAGUAGAUCAUGAUGCUUGGGAUGGCUAUUAUAAUACUUAAUUGAUCAGAGCUGUAUACAUCUUCUUUUAUUUUAUUAUCAUCUACACUCAUUCAUCUGGCGUUAGGCUACAAAUUUUCUUCGGUGUUGCCCAGGCAAGAAGGUGGUCUGGACAUCCAAUGUUUGUGCCACGUACUUAGGCACGCUGAUUAGGUGCUUUCCCUGCUAUUUGGGCAUGGCGACGUCAGGCUGCCUUGCACCACUUAGGGGCCCUUGGUUGAUGCUUUUUGGGGCUUCCUUUACAUUUUUCAUGGGGCAACCCUGAUAUGGUUGUCAAACCGCCAUGAAGGUGAACAUGAAUUCUGGUUGCAGCUAAUUGUCAUCGAACAAUUAAAAAUGUUUUCAAUGAUUGUGUGAUUGUAAAAUUUAUCCCCUGUGCUGAUCAAACAUCAAAGGACGUGGUGGGGUGGCAAUUGAGAUUGCAUUUGGAUGAUGCUAUCCAGUUGCAAACAUAUUUAGAUUUAUGCUUUAUUUCUAGUGAUUCUAUUUUUAUUUUUUUUUGAUUUUUUUCUCACUUAAAAUGUCUUAAUAGUAUCACGAUAAAUUAAGUUAAAAGUUCUAUAUUUUUCAAGUUUAUUUGUAGAUGUUUCUAAUGUAUCUGAAGUUAAUUUUCUAAUUUAUUUGUCAUGUUGUUUUGUGUUAGGUACUAUAAUGGAUUAGUAUUUAAUAAAAAUUAGAAACACUUUGUACAAUUUUUUUUUUCAGAACGUGUAAGCGCUAAUCUACAUUUUUUUUGCUGGUCAGAAUUAUUGUUAUCUUGUGUUAUUUAUCGUAAGAUAACAUAAAAAUUCAAUUUCUUUUGCUUAUUUGUAUUUUCUAGAAUCUAUGGGUGCUGAUCUUCAUGCAGCUGUCUUCUGAUUCAUAUUCUUACAGUUAUAUUUACAUUAUGUUAUGUAUUAAAAUAGUAUCUUCUAAAAUAGUCUAUCAUUUUUUUGGGUGCUGAUAUAAUGAAUAUUAAUAGUGGACGUACACAUGCAUAAUUUAUCUUAUUUUCGGUUGAUAAUUAAUUCUUACUUCAUGAAAUUUUUUAAAUAUAACUAACCCAUGGAUGCCUAAGGAGGUACCUGGACUCUUGCCUUCUUGCCUAGGUAGUAAGGCAGUGGUCUACCACUUUGCUUGCCUUGGCUGUCUUAAAAGUCGUAGACUACCGCUAGACAAGAUUUAACUCUUCCUUGUUAGGUAUCAUGAUGUCCUAUUUCUGGGCGUACUCUGAAGUGUUAGCCUGUGAAUUAUUGUAUGCUAAAUUUUAGUUUCUUAAAGAGUGAGUUUAUUUGACUGCUGACUGAUGAGAAAUGGCUGUUUGAAUACUCCAGUUUUUGUUUUACACGUAGAAACUCAUCUGCUUCUUGUUAAUCGGAGAAGGCUUGUUAACACUCUUUGUUUUAUUCGAUUGAUGUCAUAGAUUAUCUUUCCUUAACGUUCAGUAGAGGAGCUCUUGUUCUGUUUUCACAAAAGUUUCGCUGUUAAUCUGAAAUCGGAGUUUUAUCAAUUUUUCUGCAUUUCUAAUGGAUUUGUACAUGUGGACGUAUUCUCCAUUAUCGUAUUAUGUAGCUAAACUUUAAUUACUAUUUCUUUUCAUAGGAAGCAGAGUUGGCAACACUGGAAGCAACAACAAAAAGAUCAAGAGUUGGAAGUGUAUGCUUUACUUUAAUGAAAUAUACAUGUUUUCACCUUGCUUCAGCUAGUGCUUUGUCAUCAACUGUUAUAAAAUGUCAAUGCAGUGCUUUUAAAUUACCCCAACAUCCUGUAUAAAAGUUUCCACACAAAGUGUCCGUGAAAUUGACUCCUGCAAAAUAGAAUUGUUUGCCUGUGUUUGGUUAGCACUUUUGUACAUGUUCAUGAACUGGGAAGCAAUGGAAUAUUGUGUUGUCAAGCGGAAAAGGUGUCAAGAAUGAAAUUGUAAAGAAUGGAGUUCUUACUAUGUGAUGUUUCUGGAUUAUGUUCACCCUUCACAAUUGGUUUCUUUGCUUCAUUCACAUUUCUCAAAUCCUUAGAGUUGUAUUCACCAAAUUCUUUUUUUCAUAUAAAGGGUUUCUUGCGGUUCUUUUGCCAGAUUUUUCUAGAUGUUCAAAUGGUUAUACGUGAUGAUAUUUGUAAAACAUUAUGUGACCAUUUUAAUAUAGCCUCAUUUUUGAAAACUUGAUGCCUUUUGGUUCUCACUAUUCUAGAUUUUUCAAUUAAAUUCUGCAUAUUUUUUAUUUUACCGGUAUUUGGUCACCUCAUUAACUUUAGUCCAUAAUCUGGAUCUGCUAAGCUUAGCUUGAACCUUUUAAUUUGCUCUGCUAUGAUUUCUUUUUCUGAUUUUGCAGCCAUCCGGUGGAAAUUCUUGGUUAGGCUCCCUAGUUGCUACCAUCAUUGGAAAUCUCAAAAUUUCUAUUACCAAUGUACAUAUCAGAUAUGAGGAUACUCUUAGGUAUGUGAAUAUCUUUUAGUGAGUUUGUUUUGUGCACUUAAGUGUUCUGAUUUCCUGUUUCUGUUUUGAUAGUUUUUUUGCUUUUAUGUUUUAUAUAGCAAUCCCGGCCAUCCGUUUUGUUGUGGCUUAACUUUGUCAAAGUUGGCAGCAGUUACAAUGGAUGAAGAGGGUAAUGAGACAUUUGAUACCAGUGGAGCUCUGGAUAAGUUGCGAAAGGUUAUCAUUUUUUUCCUGUCCUGGACUUAUAUUUUAUAGAUAAAUUGGCUUAGUAAUCAGUUCUUGGUUUCUUUAUCACCUUUAUACUUCAUUAGCAUCAUUAUCUUCAUUGCUUUAUCAGCCACUUCAAGUCAGUUAUCAAUAAUAUUUUGACUGUAACUUUUGCUAGUUCUCUCUGUUGGGAGGAGAGGCGUCUUUAGUACGAAUGCUCAAAUUUUCAGGAUUAAAAUGUAUUAUACGCGCUUACGUAAUUUUUUCGUAUGUUUUUUUGGGUGAGACAGAUAUAGGAAUAAAUAGGGAUUGAGUUGUUGAUGUUCUUCGGCUGUUUAGUUUCUCUCUUAGCCUCUCUUUAUUUCCGUGCAAAUUGUUUUUGCACAUUUUUCCCUUUUCGAUUGCAUAUAGCAUGUUCCCCUUACCUGGAGCUUCUACUAUUGUUUUUGUGCUAUGAAUAUAUUUUUUCAUGUGGUUAUGUUAUGCAUUAGUUAUUUACGUUCAUUUCAUUCUGUACAUUCUACACUCUGUUUAGAUCCAUUAUUGUGUUUGAAGCUCUAAGACAGAUAGGUGUUGAUCUUGUGUCCUAAACCAAAAAUCUCUGUAACCUCGAACAAAGAGAUUCCUUCCUUCUUGAACCAAAAAUCUCUGUAACCUCGAACAAAGAGAUUCCUUCCUUCUUGAACCCUUAAUCAGAAAUUUUCUAUCAUCUUAUCCCUGUAGAAUGUAUUUACCAUAAUCUGGUAUAAAAAAGUAAUGUGGCUUUGUAUUUGUUUAAUGACCGCCCUCGAUGACAGAGGAAACAUUGUUCUCUAACCUCCCAACAUGACUCACUCUGGUGUUUAUUGCACCUAAAUUCCUUCUGAAUACCAUAUAAGCUCAUGGAGUUUAUGAGCAAUUGGCACAGUGAAGAGUGAAGGCUAAGCCUUUAGACUUUCGGUGCCCAUAUGUCUAUUUUAAGUCUCUUUACAAAAUCCUGAAUGGUAACUUUGCAGCUCUUGAUAAAUGUUUCUCAAAUGCAAUAAGUAAAGUCUUAAUGUCUCUGGAUGCUGCUGUAAGAGGUGUCGUAAAGUUUGUCACUGCUCCUCUUGGAGGACGCAGUGUUGGCUUGCCUAUGAUAAACGAAUUUUGAGAAUGAAGAUCUAUAUUCACUCGCAACAUUUUAAUUUUCCCUUUCAAAUGUGGGCCUGUUCUAACGGUUAGGUCACUGACGCAGUCUUCACAUGAUAUCUUCUCUGUGAAACAUGUUACUGCAAUCUUGCAUGUAGAAAUAAGUCAUUUAUUAACAAAUAUGCGAGGCACGUUUUAAGAAUAUGGAGGAUACAAAUGUCCUCGUAUUAAAAUGAAUUAAUUAAGAAGCUAUUAACAGCUCUGUAAAAUUUAUAUGCUAGAUAGGUAUUCGAUAUCACUCUCAAGGGAACUAUGAGAAAUUGUCCUUAUAACCUUACAUGCGAACACUAUUUGUUCUGCAUAUGAAAUAGAGCAGAUGUUGUUGUCUUCUGUCACGUUUAAGCACUGGCAGGAAAUCCUUUAUACCCUUGAGAGCAUACCGGAAAGGGAGUUCCUCUUACUUGAGAGCUGUCCAGAACUUAAUGUCCUUGGGAAGUGCUCAAUAUGACUGACGUACAGAGAUUCCAAGAUAGUGAAUGAUCUGUCUUCUGCUAGCACUUGGCAAGCAUAUGUUUUGUUAAUCACUAUCGAUGGAUCUUUGUUUCUCUUCUGAGCAUAGCUGCCCUAAACAUUUACUUUUAGGCAAGAUUCAUGCUGCCGACUUUCUCUCUUUUAUUGUUCUUGAAAGCCAUUUACGAUCAACUGACUUAGCUUUGUGUGGUUUCUUAUUGUCACUGUUGGUGAAACUUCAAGCAACUGAGGGAGAAUAAUAAUCACUGUCAUCCGCACUUAAGCUUGUGUAUGAAAAAUUUGUCUCAGAGAACAAAGUCUGGAAGAGGAUGCCAUUUAUUACCCAAAUGGGAAUCUGUCAGUCCAACAUGAUUUUCUCACCUAGGCCCUGGACAUUUAUUCCACAUGUCUCCUCUGACAAGAAGUUGGGUGUCAUUUUUAAUAUUUUUCCUUUCGGUUUCCCAACAUAAGUAAUGGCGUAGAUCUUGUUCUGGUGUAGACUUGGUGAAUGAUACACAAAAGUUAGGAAAGAAGGGUUUCUCUGUUGGUAUCUUUCUUGACAGGUUAAACAUUCAUUGCGAUAGAAACAGGUGAGACUUGUGGGAUCGUGUCACCCAAUGCUCACCGAGAUCUACUACAUCAACUGACAUAUUUUGCCUACCGUUUGGUCUUAAUACAAACCUCAUCAAAAUCUGCACCGACCAUAUUACCUCUUCUACAAUAGAGUACAAGUACAUUCGUGAGUAACCUGAAAAUUCUCUGAAUUUUCUCUUCUAAUAGUAGUUUACUGUCCAAUCCGAAGUCAUAAUUAUCCUGGAAUGUGAAUCUUUAAUAGGCUUCUUUGGAACUGAUGCUGGAUAGUUUUUCUUUAAUUCUUGUCUCUGUGGACUGAUGCUGCGCGUUAGUCAUAUUUUUAGCUUAUGUUGUAGUAAAAUAUUGCUGCUUUAUAUUAUUAUGUUGCAAAUGUAACUGUAUUACCCUUAUUUUUACCUUCGAUUGUGUCAUGUAUUCUUUGCAAGUCCUUUUUAUGAAUACUCAAGACUGCCCUGCGGCCUAUUGUAGACUCGAAAUUCUGUUUCAAAGGCAUCUUGAGCUGUUCUAAUUCUGAGAUGAACAUAGAACUGACAGAACUAGUCUGACCAUAUAAAUCUCAUCUAAUUUGACAAAUUAUCUAAAGGAACGAUUUUUCCCCUUCUUCUAGUCCUUACAACUUCAAAGACUAGCUGUCUAUCAUGACUCUCACAGUCCGCCGUGGAAGUUUGAAAAGAAGUGGGAAGAUUUGAAUCCUGCAGAAUGGACUGAGGUUCGCUCUUCUACAAGUUUCUUUUAUCCCUCUAUACUUGUUUCUUCUCACUUCCUUGUGUGCUGAAUUGGUUUUAUAAAUUCCAGAUAUUUUCUGAUGGAAUUCAUGGGACUUUUCAAAAGGAAGCAGAUUCCCCGUUGACAACUAAAAGAAAAUAUCUUGUAUCCCCAAUAAAUGGAACACUCAAGUACCAUCGCAUUGGAAAACAGGAAAGACAUGACAUUGGGGUUCCUUUGGAAAGGGCUUCACUUGUUCUCAGUGAUGUUUCUCUAACUAUAUCAGAGGUUUUAUAAUAUACGCUCUGCAUAUAUUUCCGUUUGUUAGAUUACAACAUACUUUGGUUUUGAUACUCUGUGACCGAUCUGACUUUCCAUCAUCAGGCACAGUAUUAUGAUGGUAUUAAACUCUUGGAAACCUUGUCACGGUAUAGGACACGUAUUGAAGUUUCUCACUUGCGACCUAUAGUACGAGUUCUUGAUGAUCCCCGUAUCUGGUGGCACUAUUUUGCCCAGGCUAGUCUACAGCAAAAAAAGAUGUGGUACUUUGCUAUUGCUGACCCAUCAUUUAUUUAUUAUUGUUCUAUGCAGAGGCUGAAGCUGGUCUGUCUUUGCUAUUUUGAAGUAGUAGAUGUUAUUUAAAUCCUCGUUUUAAUGUAAUAAUAAGAUUUUCUAAAUUUCUUUAGAUUGAAGUUGCUGCUAUUUUUCCCCAAAAUGUAGUGGAAUUGAGAAGUCUCUGUGAAAAGCUUCAGAAUAUAUUGCUUCUGUCAUACGUUUUAUUUUAGGGUCAAAGAUAAGUUAUUAGACAUAUCAUGGUAAAAUGUAUUUCAGAAUUUAGGAAAUUCCUAAGGUGGACAGACGGGGCUUGGUCUUUGCCGGGUCAGGAGGGAGGAAACUCAGUUCUGAAAAUUAUUUACUUAUUCUGUGCUAACAAUGUUGCUCGUUUUCAACAGGAAUCGCUGUUGUUGAAUCAGCAGAUUUGGCAAACCUGGGGGUUUGUAUCAUAUUCUAUAAAAGAUCCUGCCAGUGCUUUUUUAGGUAAUCUGUAGAAAGGGAGAGAGAGCACGUAACUGAAGUGGGAUUCGGCUAUCUGAGUAUUGAAGGCAGAAAAGGGGGGGAUGAACAUAACUACAAGAUGGUACGGAAAAAGGGAAAAAGUGGUAGCAUAUGACAGUUUCCUUUCCCAUCGGUCUAAUCUAUGUGAAAAAAAGGGAAUUCAAAAAGAUGAUAUAUGGUUUCUGUCCCAGGUAUUCAUCUCUACCUAAAAUCAGGCACUUUAUUGCCCUCCUGACCUCUCUGUCCCUUGUGAAUAAAUAAAGAAAUUAAAAACUCAAAUCUGACACUCAGUUCUCGUGGAAAGUUUGUAUUUACAUUUUGUAGGAAACUGAUAUUUUUCUGGGCAUUUAUAUCCAGUUCUAGGCAGUUUCAACCGGGAAGUUGAUAGGGUGGAGAAGAAUCGCCAGCCAUCACCUGCCAUUCCAUUAAUGUUGAUUAGUUCUUCCCCCUAAGAAUCAAGUAAUUGUAUCUUUCCACAGCAAGGAGUCUCAUAGAUCACUCUAUCUGCUCUGAAUGACACCUAAACAAGUAAGGAAAAAACCUGCCUUGUAGGAAACAUAAGAAACGAUGCUGUUAUGAAUCUUGGCUGUCGACAUUGAAAUAUUGAUUGUAUUGUUUGCUCAUGUUUAAAAUGUGUUUAAAUGUAAAUCCCCAUUUCACAUAGUUCAUCUGUGGUCUGGGGUUAUGAUACGAUCCCCUUUGAAAGGAUCGGAUCUGAGUGAAUUAUGAGAGAAACAAUUGUAUUGAUUCUCAAACUUGGGACAAUGUUGUAGAGAUAGAACGUCAGGAUGACAAUUCUAUCGAAGUACAAGAAAGGAAAGAGAGAAAGAAGAGUGAAAUGGUGGUGAAUAAAUUCGAGAGGAUUCCCCUGCCUCUCCUAGUUCCGAACUGUUCUCCACUUGAUAUGACCCCCCCAAAGUGUAUUUAUAGUCUUCACAUGUCCUGUGUGGACGUGUUCCCUUCUUAUGCCUUCUUUAUGUUAGUAAUGAGGUCAUAACCUUACUCCCCUCAUCUAGAUUCACCUGGUCCUCUAGGUGAAAGUCUGGAAAUUUGUGAGCAAUAUUGUGGGCUAGCUCCCAUAUAUAUAGCCUCAUGAUAUGAUAGAUUUGCCCAUUGGAUGAGAACUUUUGGACCUGUUGGUGUCUUCCACACUACUUUGAUUGUUUGAGGUUGGUUGUGCCAUUCCAUAUUCGUGGUGAGUGAAGGUAGGAGUGCUUGAGGAGGAUUGUUGGUUGAUAAGGCCCACUGUAGUUAAGGUAUGUGAAAUACUAGAUGAAUUGAUGAUGAAGGUGGAAGAUCCGGCUUGUAUGCUGUCUGGCCCACUCGGGAGAGGAUUUUAUAUGGCCCACAAAAUUUGAGAGAGAGCUUCUCAUUUGUAUGCUAGAGACCUCAUUUUGCAAGGACGAAGUUGUAGAUUGACACUAUCGUUUACUUGAAACUCCAUUGGGGGACGGUGAUGGUCCACCUUAUGUUUCAUCUGAAAUUGGAAGUUCUAUAGAUGUGAGUUGAGCAGGCUGAGUAUUUGAUCACGUUCCAACAAUUGGUCCACUGCUGAAAUUGGAGAGGGAAAAGGCUCAUAGCUGUUGGUGGCAGGUGGAUCAGGCUCAUGAACCAUUUUGAACAGAGUAGUCUUGAUAGAAGAAUGAUAGGCCAUGUUGUAGGCUAAUGCUAUCCAGUAUAACUAAGAUUGUCAAUCCUUUGGCUGAUUCGACACAAAACAUUGUAGAUAGGAUUCUAAGGAUCUAUUCACCACCUUAGUUUGUCCAUCGGAUUGGGGAUGAUAGGAUGAGGACAUUUGAAGCUGAAUUCCUUACAACUUACAUAGGUCAUGCCAUAAAGUGCUUGUAAACACUUUGUCAUGGUUAGAGACAAUGGAUUUAGGCAUUUUUCUUAGUACUCUUUUAUAGUCCUUUUCAUGCCCUUCUAAAACAGUUGCUGUGAUAAUCACUUAUAUGCGUGUAGGAACUCCCCAUGGCUUCCCACUAGUGGAUCAUGAGCUUCUCUUAAUUGAUGAGGGAUUAAUGUGGAUGAAGAUACAUCACCAUCCAAUUCUUGUAAAGUAGUGUCACAUGGUGCAGGGUAAAAUGAGGAUAAACAACUGAGCCACUAGUAAGUUCAUCCAUCACAUUUUUUAGCUUAGAAUCUUGUAAGAUUUCCUAUUGAACAAUAGCAAGGUUUAAAAUUUGGGAUUGUGAAAUUGAAGUUGCUGCCAGCUCCCCCAUAUGCAACAUGUGGGACAGGACAUCAGCUGCGGUAUUGAGGCGUCGCUCUUUAUAUUUGAUAACAAAGUUGAAGCCAAGUAAUUUGAUAAGCCACAUGUGAUAUUGUGGGGGGACAUAUUGUUGUUCAAGAAGAUAUUUUAGACUGUAUUGAUUAGUAUGAAUGGUGAAGGGCCGAUGAAUUAAGUAGUGCUUCCAUUUUUGUACAGCUUUUACAAUAGCAAUGAGCUGCUGCUCAUAAGCUGCCUUGAAUUGAUGCCUAUAGGGAAGCACUUGGCUGUGGAAAGCCACUGGUCUUCCGGAUUGCAUAAAGACCCCUGCCCACCCCAUGUCUUGAGACAUUUGUUUUAAACACAGAUGGUAGUGAAAAAUUAAGCAAAGCUAAAAUUAGAGUGGGUGUCAUUGCCUUUUUGAGUUGAACGAAUGUUUCUUGAGAAUUAGGACUUUAGUCAUAAGAUUUUUUCUUGAGUAGGCGAGUAAGGGGCCAUGCAAUGGAAGCAUAGUUAGCUACAAACUUUCUGUAGCAACUUGUCAUCCCAAGAAAACCCCACAGCUCUUGAAUAUUCUUUGGAGGAGGCCAGUGAAGCAUUGUUGAAAUCUUGCCUUUAUUUACAGCAGCUUUCUUCUUUGAAAUUCAAUGACCAAGAUAUAGGCAAAUUGAUAUUUUUAAACAUUGAUAUGGAGGGUGUUUAUAGAUAGAAGAAAUUUUUUUUGUGUCAGGUGUUCGUCAUGGUCCUGACUGUUGCCACAUUUAUCCACCCAUCAAAUUCAGCCACUACAUACCGAAUAUAACAUCUUUACUUACCAAUGUGAGUGGCAAAAAUCUUGUGUGGCAAAAAAUCCUGGGCUGAAUUUUUCGUCACAGUGAUAGCACAGUCCUUUUUCAAGGCAACUUUGAUAUUCUACAUUAGUGAGAGUGAUCCGCUUGCAAUAUCAAGGGUCCUUGUCACUUGAGGUGAGGGGUUACUCUUGGAGUGCCAUCCCAAGAGGGAGGAAACAUUUGUACUCUUGUCACAUUCACCAGAUCUUGGCAAUGAAGGUAAAUGCCUGUCAACAAUUUUAAAUGGAGUAGAAGUACUUUGCUGAGAUGAUUUGGGUAGGUGAUUAUCCCAAGCCUCCCAUAGGGUGUAAAUACGUUGCUCUGCCGCCACUAAUGCAUUCAUAAUUUCCGUCAGUCCUAUUGCAUUCAUGCAAGCUAGUUCUGUUUGAAUUUUUGGUUUCAAACCUUUGAUAUAUGUAUUCUCCAUCACAAUAUCUUGUAUUUUGGGCAGGUAAGUAGAUAGCCAUUCAUAUUUUGCUCAGUAUUCUUGAACUGAGUAUUCCAAUUGAAUAUUUAGAAAUUUGUGAAAUGUAUUGACCAUUGUAGAGGUACCAAUGUGUUUUCCCAAUUGAACUUUGGACUCUUGCCUGUUAUGGAAUGGAUAGCCAUCAUCCUUCCAUAGGUACCACUCUAAUGCCAAGCCUUCAAGUUUCAUUAUAGCCAUCUCCAAUUACUCCCGUUCAUCAUCCUUCCAUCUAACUUGUAUAAUAGUUCUAUACAUCUCAGCUAGCCUUCGGGAUUUUCACCAGGGAAUACUGGUAUCUCCCCUUUCAUGAUGAACUGAACAGUGUUAUGGCUUGUUGUAGGCUCGUUUAGAACAGAUUUCUUGAAGAGGGAUGGGAGAUUGUACCUCUGGUCAUUAUUCUGUCCGAUUUUUGACAGAACGAUGCUGUAGGUUGUAGGUUAGGAGUUUCCUUCUCUAAGGCAUCCAAUAGAUUAGUUGGAAUUGUUGCAUAUUUUUUAGGAGUUAGCACAUCAGAUCUGUGGACUCUUCUCGCAAUUUCUGCAUAUCUUUAGCCAUCUUUCGUUGAUCCGACUGUAAGUUUUUGUCGUCUGCUUCCAGAGCUUCAAAUCGGAUGUCUGCUUUGGUGCCAUACUGUGUAUGGUUGCAAGAUCAUUGGCUCUGAUGACAAUGAUACGAUCCCCUUUGGAAGGAUCGGAUCUGAGUGAAUUAGGAGAGAAACAAUUGUAUUCAUUCUCAAACUCGGGACAAUGUUGUAGAGAUAGAAUGUCAGAAUGACAGUUCUAUCAAAGUACAAGAAAGGAAAGAGGGGAAGAAGAGUGAAAGGGUGAGGAAGGAAUUUGAGAGGACAUUGCAUGAUAUAUUAAUAAGGAGUUAGGGAAAUGGAAGCACUUCCUGGCUCAACUGCACUGAUCAUUCUCAAUUGUCUAAAACUCUUUUGACAAGCAACCGUCCUAAACUAGUUGGCUAAUAGUGAGAGUAAGAAUCAACACAAGGAAAAUGAGAGAUAUAAGAGGGGAGGAAGACCUUAGAAAGACACAUCUAACAUUGGAGUGAGAUGGAGACAUCAUGCUGUUCAGAGUUGGUAUCAUGAUGUCCUGGUAAUAUGAGUAUCAGAGCUACUGUCAAGUGUUUGUAAUGCUUCACUUUUGCCCUAUGAAGAAUUACCCUUUUUUAUGUAUGCGUCAGACAUAAUAAUGAGUCGUCAAAGGGAGAGUUGAGAAGUAGCCUUCUACCUUGAGUGGGGAGGCAUGUUUAGCCUUUGCCAUUUUUUCUUAUUUGGAAGCCAAAAUCCUAUCCUGGACUGGGGGAAAAAAAUUGUACUAUUGCUCUUCUCUGAUGCUUCUGGGUUUCCACAUUCAUCAUUGGCACCAUUUUUCUCCUGGGUCCUGGAAAAUUUCUUUCUUCCAAAUGGUGGUGCUCGAAAAUUCUUCAUGGUCACUCUGUAUGCAAUGCUUUUUCAACAAAUUGAAUGCUUGACUACAGUACAAGAAUGUGAUAAACUAGAGGAUUUUAAUAUGGUAUAAGAAUAUGAUAGACGAUAGGAUUUUAAUAUGGUAUAAGAAUGUGAUAGACUAGAGGAUUUUAAUAUGGUAUAAGAAUGUGAUAUACUAGAGGAUUUUGAUAUGGUAUAAGAAUGUGAUAGAGUAGAGGAUUUUAAUGUUGUAGAAGAAUGUGAUAGACUAGACGAUUUUAAUAUUGUAUAGGAAUGUGAUAAAGUAGAGGAUUUAAAUGUCGUAUAAGAAUGUGAUAUACUAAAUUUGUUGUUGUGGAAUUUCUUCAGUUAGUAUCAAGUCAGUUCUUUAUUGAUUGGAGUGCACUCUAGGUUAGAGCAGAGAUUUGGAACAAUCCUGCGAACUGGAGACUUUCUUCUUUAAAAUCUGAGGACUAUUAUUUAUUGCAGCUAUCGUUUCUCAUGGGAGAGAAUAAGGGAUCUCUGUCAUCUUCGUCGAAAAUAUGUUCAGCUAUAUGCAAGUUCUUUGCGGAAAAUAGACGUUGAUAUUUAUGAAAUGAGGAAAAUUGAGAAAGACCUUGAUUCAAAAGUGAUACUUCUAUGGAGGUACUAUCUAAUUUCCUUGCAUUUGAUUUCGUAUUUCAUACGAUCUUUCUACUUCUGUUAAACUCUGGCCUCAUCUUCUGACUUUUUGUGUCAGAUUACUGGCACAUGCAAAGGUUGAAUCUGUAAAAUCAAAGGAAGCCGCUCAACAGCAAGCUGGUCUUAAAGGAAGCUGGUUGUCUUUUCGAUGGUAUCUAAUAUAUCUACCUUUUCGUUUUGAGUCCUUAAUGAAAAUUGUCUACUAUUUGAUUGAACUCAGCCUAAGUAGAAUGGUUCUUGAUGCAGCAGAAGUUGUGGGAAAUAGGAAAAUUUGGCCUUGAAUCCACAAGGCACGAAUUUCCUCAAUCCAUGAAUCCACAAGGAUUCAUUUGGACGAUCCUUGAAUUCAUAAGGAUCAAAAUAAGCCCUUGAAUCCACAAGGGUUGAUUUUUUGACGAUCCUUGAAUCCACAAGGAUAAAAAUAACGUCCCUUGAAUCCAUAAGGGUUGCUUUCUCACGCACUCAGAAUCUUUCAAAGAGAAUGAAAAUUCGUAAUAUUCAUCUCCUCUGUAGUUAGAGCAUGUUAGCCUAUAAAUUAGCCCAAAAUCAGCUGUAACUCUCUUAGAAGACUGGAUCAGUUACGAAAACAAAUUGAACAUGACCCACCAGCAAAAUAGCUAUGGAAACUGAAAAAUACCACGUUAUUCACGCGAUUUAUUCGGGCUUAAUCUCAUUUUGGGCAUUCAAAUGUUUGUAGUCCACGUUCUAACAUUUUCAGGCCGCCUGGGCCACAAAGUUUUAACCUUUCUCUUUUUUUGAACUGAUGUGCUACUUCAGUGCUAGUCAUCGUAGCUGCCAUUUCCUACAAUUUCUAAUUCAGUUUUAUCUCUUGUGCAGGCUUACUUCCUCUCAAGAUGUGUCAAUUACUAAUGAUUUAGUAGGGGAAAAGUUGGUUGACGAAAAAAGAUUGUCUAAAGAAGAAUGGGAAUCGCUAAAUAAGUUGUUAAGCUACCACAUAGAUGAAGAUGCGAACCCACUCUUGGGAAAAGAUGUGCAAUCAAUUGUACAAUUAUUGAUAGAUGUUUCAAUUAGUCAGGCCGCUGCUAGAAUUAUCAGUAUAAAUCUUACUGAAAUACUUUGUGGCAGAUUUGAGCAACUUCAGGUUACUGCAAAGAUGUAUCAAAAAAGUGUGCAUUGUGAUCUGUCCUUGAAAUUCUAUGGUUUAUCAGCACCUGAAGGAUCUCUUGUUCAGGUAUGUUUUCUAACUUGAGUUAUUUUUAAUUCUCUGAUUGAUGGCCUGGCUUCUGAAUAUCAAGCUCGCUUCAGAGUGUCAGCAAUGAGAGAAAGGCGAAUGCCUUAGCGGCCACCUUUGUUCAUUUACCAGCUUUGGAAAAUGUAGAUUGGCAACUUUCAGCAACGAUUGCACCCUGCCAUGUCACGGUAUUAUCCAUCACAUUUUCUUUAGUGUGCAGUUCAUCAAAUAACUGAAUGAAUAUCUCCAGUCCAUCCUUAGCUUUUGUUUAUUUACUGUAGAGCUAUCUAAAUUGAACAUGGGAUCACGUUCUGUGGUAGCAUAUAUUUAAUUAAUUUUACAUGCAUUUUGAUUAAGUUGUCAGUCGGUAAUCAGCAGGGUAGCUCUGUGUAAGUACGAUUCUUUCUGCAAUUUUAGUUGUCCUCUGUACUCAACCAUUUGAUCUGGAAGAUAUGUUACAUGUGUAGAAACUUAAUGGAUCUUGUCUAGGCAGCAUUAUGCUUGCUGAUUACUAGGUUGCCACCAUUUGGUCAUAGGUUUUCCUGAUCUUUUUUACAUUUAGGUGUUAAUGAAAAGUUAUGAGCGCUUUCUAGAGUUCAUAAAGAGGAGUAAUGCUGUUAGCCCAGCAGUUGCAUUGGAGACUGCAACUGCUUUGCAGGUAAUUGUCUGAUUUCGUAUUCUCUGGGGUGAUUGCUUUAUUGCAUUACUUUUUGGGAUGUUAUUGUAAAUUCUUUAUUUUAGGAAUUACAAAUUAUAGUGUAUAAUCGUUAUCUUACAAUUCAAAUGUCGAUCAGUCAUUAAAUUUUUACCAUGCAAUUCUUUGUGCACUGGUGUUGCGUAAUGAUAUUUCAUAAGUGGAGCCUAUUGUUGCAAUUAUUACCUGCUUCGCUGUUUUGGUACCUUCAUUCCCCUUUCUUUGCUGUUAAGUUUCUCUCUUUAUCUUUCUACAUAAUUUCUCAUGUGAAUCAAUAGUGUUCUCCCCUCAUUAUCAAGUGAGAGAUUUUUCUGUCUUUAUGUGGUCCUGUAAGUCUUCUUUGGGGGAGACUCACAUGUUCACCUGGGCUACAUUUUUCCAACGUCCUUUUACGGGGGUGAGAUUGAUCAAGCAGCUGCACAGAAGACCUCGCAAGAUUCUUUGAUUGGUUUAUGUGAUCUAAGAGUCGCAAAUUGAUAGAGAGUUGUUAUCAUGUUUAUCAUAUCUCCGAAACCUCUUAACUGAUAUGUUACUGUUUGGUGUAUUAACUUGAUAGAUGUCCUUUUGGUCUCACACUUUACGUUAAGAAUGUUAUGAUGCACAGUACUAGUGGUUCUUUAUUUCCUUUUGAUUUCUAACUAACAUCUUUGUCAUCUAAGAAAAACUCAUACCGAUCUCCUGCCUGGUUUUCAAUGACAAUGUUUCAGAUUGUCUGCCCUCCAUCAUGUACGUGUUCUAACCUUUAUGUAUCUAAUUCUUAUUAUUUGUUGAUAAUGGAAACUGCUGUAUUAUCGAUCUAACAAAUCCUUGACGUACUAAGUUGAUAGAUAUCUCUGAAUAUCUUAAGUAUGAAGGUGUCAGUGUCUUGGUGAAGAAUUUCGUUUAAGAAGAUCUUUGUAGUGUUGCACAGGUAUUUGCAAAGAUACUAAUAGUUUUCUCAUAUUUCAUUCAUGGCCAUACUCUGAGAACAGAUGAAGAUUGAGCAGGUCACUCGCAGAGCUCAAGAACAGUUUCAAAUGGUGUUGGAAGAAAAGAACAGGUCUGCUGAUGAGUGAAUCAUUUACUUAUUUGUGGUCUUAGUCUUAGUACACUUGUAAUUGCAUACGUUGGCUAUUGAUUAUUUUAUUUCGUGAUGUCUACUAACAUCGAUUUUUGCAUCUCCUGCAAUAAUAUUAGGGUGUGCUGCACAAUUUCAUGAUUCAUUUCAUUUCUGAUUUUCUGCUCUUUAGCUUUUACAGUGAGCCAAUCGUUUAUUUGUUUGUGGCUUUUUGACAGAUUCGCUCUUGACAUUGAUUUUGAUGCACCAAAGGUGAGGGUUCCAUUGAAAGGCACUGGGCUCCCUAGUACUGAAGACUUUUUCUUGGACUUUGGUCACUUUACAUUGCACACAAGAGUGAGUUUCAGUACUUUAAGCUGUUCAACUUCUAAAAUACUUAUUUUUUAACGAUAAAUAAAUUCUUAAUUACAGGAAUGCGAACGUGAGGAACAAAGGAAAAGUUUGUAUUCCCGUUUUUAUGUAUCAGUCCGGGAUAUUGCAGCUUUUUUUAUGGAUGUUAACUCUGGAAGUACGACAUCCUCAGUUGUGCAGAAGACUGUUGAUGAGAAAUCUCAUCCAUUCCCAAAAGAUCACAGAGAAGUCUACUCCCUCAUAGAUCGAUGUGGCAUGUCAGUCGUAGUUGACAUGGUAUUUUAGUUUCACUUUUUGUGUCAACAUUUUCUUUAGCAUGUUUUACAUCUGUAAUGUCUUUCAUGCUUUUAUGUUACUUCUAUUUUCUUGCUACAAUAAUUGUGCGGUAUUAGGAUCAUAACCUCAUAUCUCAAUACAAUUGGUAUCUUUACUUCAUGUUUAUUGGACGUAUUUGAUCCCGAGUUUGCUGAUUCUGUUUAACUCCAUCUGAUUUGUAUCAGUCUAGUCGAAUUAUCGGUAUAUAUGUUCUUUAAGGAAAUUUUCUUUAUUUGACGGAGGUCAAAGUCAGGGUUCAAAUGGCAACAAACUUGAUGUAAUCCUGCUUGACAAUUUAACUUUCUGUCUUAAUAGAUGCUAUGUUUUUUUAACUUUCAUAUUUGACCUUUGACUUCUAGUCUUAGAAUAAUGUGCAUAUAUCCAUAUCUUUAUGCAAAAUAACAUUUAAGAUUCUACUGUUCAAUUUUAGAGGAUAUGGUUUCAUCUGAACUAGAAAGCUAGAGGUAAGAAACGCUGAUAUCAGCCUGGUUUCUGUAUAAACGUCUCUUUGUAAUCAGCUUUCUAGGUUUGGGUAAAAUUCUUGGUACCAAUCUAACUUUGUAGCUUAUUCGCAUUGUCUGGGUUGUAGUAGUAUAUAUCUACCUAGAGAUAGAUAUAUUGCUAUAUUUCAAACCGUGCUCUUUUAGAGAGUUCACAAAUUUUGAUGUCCUUUUUUCUAUGGCUCUCACUCUCUCUUACAAUAUUGUUCCACGUUGGAUCUUUUCUAUGGUCACAAAGGUAAAAAUAUAGGGUAAAGUAGCUUACACAAGAAUAGUUUGAUGCAAUUAUCUUACCUGGAAGAAACAAGUUAUGUGAAUUCCUAAGUUCCCUUUCUAAGCACUGCAGGAAGUGCAAGGAUGGGCAAUAAACUUACACAGAGAAAGAUAAUAACUGAAAUAUCUACUUCCAUUGGUUACAUCUUCCUAAGACAUCAUCAUUCAUAAAGGAGCUGGCAUUUGCUUUCUGAAGUCUAGAAAAUAAUUAUUUUUGGGGCUUCUCAAGCGAUCUUGUCCUUUUUAACAUGUGACAUUUUCCUUUUGACUUAUAUUUCUUGAGUUAGUGAGGGAAGAAUAAUUUCCCAUAUGGAAGCUAAGGGACUUAGUGUAAUGACAUUCAGUCUUAAACUCAUCUGAUUCUCAUUUUUUCCGGCAGUCUCCAGGUUAAGGUGCCUUUGGUACGGAAUAUAACUCAUUCCAAAAAACGUAAAUAUUGCAAAAACAUUCUUCCACGAUUCAUCAGCGAAAGAAGAUCGAAGAGUAGUAAACAGGGAAGCUUAAAUUCGAUUAUUCUUUAGUUGAAGAAGAGAAAUGAUGUUAGGACGUAUGAAAGCUCUAAGGGAAGCAGGGCAGCAGUAGGCAAAUUUAAAUCUGGAAACCAUUUUUUCAAUGGUUUAUUUGUCCUCCCCUGCUUGGUUUUGCUUCCAUAUUUUAUUGUCCUAACUUCUUCCUCAUUUAGUACUUUUUGAGAUUUUGCUGGUGCGCUAUAACUAAUUUGAAUGUUUCCUCCAAACUUUUCAUUCGCUGGGGGUAUCCUGCGUGGAAUUGUUUUCUGAAGAUAAAGAUAGCACAUCCAAGAUACCCAUCCACACGGGUUUCUAUGCAAGUGCCUAGCCUUGAUAUUCACUUUUCACCUGCAAGAUAUUGCAGACUAAUUGAUUUGCUGGAUAUGUUCAAUGGUUCAUGGGGAACCAAUGAUCUGAUUACUAAUGGACAUUCCGACUCUAGCUCUGUACCAUGGUAUCCUGCUGACCUGAUAACAAAUGCAAGAGUUCUUGUUUGGAGGGUAUGAGUUUUUCCACUUUUUAUUGUAACUGAAAUUUGAUUUAUGUGAAAAUAUUUCUUAUAUACUUUCCGUUUUCAUGAUAAUAGGGAAUUGGCAACAGUUUGGCUGAGUGGCAGCCUUGCUUCAUUGUCUUAUGUGGCUUAUACCUUUAUGUUCUGGAGUCUGAAACAUCUCAAAACUAUCAAAGAUGUGUGAGGUAUUGAAUAUAUUAUGACAUAUGAAGGCCUGGCCUGUACUUUUGUCCAUUCUUUGUCUUUAUUUUCUUGAGAAUGUGAAUGUUGUUAUCAGCCAUUUAUCUCAGUCCUGCUAUUUUUCAACUGUUGCAGCAUGGGGGGUCGACAAGUUUUUGAAGUUUCUCCAAGUAGUGUUGGUGGUUCGUUAUUGUCCAUUGCUGUGGGUUGCAGGGGAACGGAUGUCCAGAAGGUAGGUUGUGCAGUUUAAUAUUUAUUUUUCGUAUGAUAUCAAAACUUUUAUUCUAACCUGGUCUUAGGGUAGCUAUUUGUUAAGUUGUGAUAAACAAUAGCUUGCAUGUUUUUUUUUAUCCAAAAAUUGAAACAUUGUCUGUAUUCAACUGCUAUUUUUACUGUCUCACAUUAACCAUUUUCUACUCUUGUUUUUCUUAGAUCAUCAUUCCUUCAAAACUGUGUUUUUUCACUUUAUUGAUCAAAUCUUUUGCUUGAAGUGAUAGCCACCUGGCGGUCUGUCUGAAAUCUGUCUGAAAGAGUAAGAGGAAAAAAAUAAAUUGUUCUUGUAUUGUUCCUUUUGACUGAAUACCCUGAAAAAAAGCUGUGAGAAAAGAAAAAAUUUAAAAAGUUAGUUUAGAACUGAUAGUCAUAGUGAGUAGAGAAAACUUGAGAAUAUGUCUCUUGUUGGAGCUCUCGUUUUUCUCUUAACUUCGUGCUACAAGGCAAUGAAUGUUAAAAUCUGUGGUGAUUUUCUUCAUUUUGUUCUUCUUUAUCAUCAUCAUUUUCCAUCAAUCUGUUUUGGAGUAGAAGGCAGAUUUGCAUGUUGUUUAAAAAAUCUUGUAGUUGACUUACCAACUUUAUGUCCUCUCUUUGUAAGCUGACCAGAAGUUAUUGACAUCCCCUCCUUCACUCUCUAUGGUAGGAAACUAGUCUUAUGCAACUAGUUUAUGGUGGAAACUACCUUUCUUUUGUGCAGAUUAGGCUUACACACUUUUUCUGUUCUAGGAGCUCUUUAUCAGGAAACGAAAAAAAGGACAGCUCUUUAUCAGGAAUUUUUUUAGUAUAGUAUGUUAUCCAGUCGUGCAAAGAGCUGUCCUUUUUUUAGCUCAGAAAAUACUGGAUGUAUCCUUUCUUAAUUUUGUAGGUAUCAAGAUCCUACUGCAAACCUUUCACCUAUUUUUUUUUUUUCAAUAUGUUCUUCUUAUUUUGUUUUACUCUGACCCUUUUCCUUUUGGGUUUUGUCUAUUGCUGAGACUUGAAGAGAACAUGAACCACAUGAGGUGUAAACCUUGUGGUGUAAAGCACAUGGUUAUAGGUGUAAACCACAUGAGGGGAAGCCACACCGUGUUGAGGUUUUCCUCGAGUUACACAACCACCCUUUGAUGUGUGCAGUCGAGUCUUUGCCAAGCUGCUCACAAAUUUGGUAGUUUGGGAGUGUAGGGUGAGAUUGUUAUAAUUUCUAGAGAUUUCAGUUCAUAGGAUGUGAGGGCCAUUUUAAAGCAACAGAAGCUAAAUUGUAACCAUGUUCGUCAUGGCAAAACACUUUAUGUAUUUUCUUUCCUUGAUUGUUUUAUUCUUUCCUUCACUUUAGAGCAAUUUUAUUUCCUUCAUGGCAAAACAGAAAAUUGUCCAAAGUAUCUUAAUGCUAUGUCAUCUAAAAUAUUAGCCCCCUUUGUUCUAAUUGGUACCUAAUUGUAGGAGGGUUUGGAUUUUCUGACUUAGACAGAUCUCCUCAUUCUAUCUCUCUUUUAUGAACCACCGAGUUUUGAUGCUGUUACUGGCAUAAUUUACCUUUCAGGCCUUGGAGUCUUCGACCACCAUGAUAAUAGAAUUCCAAGGAGAUGAUGAAAAGGCAGUGUGGCUUAAAGAGCUUGUGCAAGCGACUUAUAGGGCUUCUGUAUGUGUUAAUUCAUGUGCAUACUUAAGCUUAAUUAAGCUAUCUAAAUUAUUAGUAUUCACUCUACUACUGAAAAUGUACAGGCACCUCCUGCUAUUGACAUCUUUGGAGAGGCCAUUCACAAGGAAGGUGAAUCUUCUGGGACUCCAACCUGUAAUCAAGGGAAUGCAGACCUUGUAAUAAAUGGUGCAUUGCUUGAGACUAGCCUUUCCAUUUAUGGCAAAGUAUGCUAUCUUUACUGUAACAAAUAUUUUUCUUAAAAAAGUUUGAUAUUGUAGUUUUUGGUUCUAAAAGAUGUAUGUAAUGAAUUGUAAGUUAUCUGUUGCAAUAAUUUGUGGAUGGGUGUCUUCGCAGUUGGAUAGGUCUAAAGAUGCCAAUGAAGAAAUAAUACUGGAGCUUCUUGCUGCUGGAGGAAAGGUAUCGUUAUGUUCUAUGUUGUGAUAUAAGUCUGCUAUGUUUUAGUUAUCUUCCAUGUUAACCUCAUUAGUUGCUAUGGUAUCUGUUUCUGUUGCUUAUACAGUGAUUGAGCCAUGUUUACUAUGUGCCAAAAUGUAUGCCUAAUCACAAGUAAAGUAUACUGCUGAUACAUUGCCUUAUAUGGUUGCGUUUUUCAGGAGUAAAACAGUUUGCUUUCAAAUCUAACAGAUUUUGUUUGCAGGAUUUACGUAAUUAAAUGAACUUUCUAUAUGAUGCCAUGUAGAUGAACUUAUUGUAGAAAGUGGAAAAACUCAUUAAUAAUGAUCACGGUCUAAUGUUUAUAUCCUAACACUAGAGGCCGUGUAAUGGCCCACAAUAAGUUCGGCCACUAGGGUGGGCCGUAACAUAAGGAGCCCAUUACACUAUAAGGGGCCCAUUACAUUUAACAAUGUUCCACUUUCUACACUUAUAAUUUGAGGUUAUAUGAUAAGACAUUACGUUGCAAACCUUAACAAAUGAGCAGUUAUCAACCAUGGUGCUCAAGUAUGUUUUCUAGAAAGUCUCUCUUUACAUUUUAAAAGCUGGCUUUCUGUAUCAAGGAAGAUGUGCGGAACUUCUCAUCUAUGCAUUUGUAUAUGGCUUUAUCUACGUUUUGACUGGCUCUUUAGAUGAACAUUGCAAUUCUUCCUACCCGCUUUUAUUCAUGUUUGAGCAAUCUUUUUCGUUUUCUCAACUGAUUGAUUCUUUGUGAAUCUCUUGGCUCGUUUUCGUUUUGGAAUGGUGGUAUCAACUUUUUCUUCAUGGUCGUAGUGGAAAUUUCGCUCCGCGUGUCUCUCUUCUCUUGAGACUCCUUGUCUCCUUUGUGGAAAGGACUGCACUAUCACCAUCCUUGUCUCUUAACACUGCUGCCAUUCCAUCCAUCAUCCAUCAUUUCUCAUGCUGGUUGCAAUUUGACAUCAACACUAUCACCUCACAGAUGACACCAACAAUUAUAGAACUGAUGUUAGCAUCUCUGCAGAUUGACAAAUAUAUUCUGUUCAAGGAUAUUUCGGUCCUCUUAUGGCAUCUAUAUAAGCCUCUUCUGUUGCACAACAUUAUUUCUUAAAAUGUUAUUCAGCCAUCAGUGUCCUGCAUGCUGAUGUUCGCUAGAUUGGGGAGUUGUUUGCGUGCUAAAAAUUCUAGCCUCCCUUUUUCUCCAACGGGUGUCUUCUAGUAUUUGUAGUGCCUAUGAACUGUUUUUUGUUUGUUUUGUUGACCACAGUACUUGCUUGGUUUUUCUCAUUCACCAGGUGUCUGGCAUUCCUUUUUCUCAUCAUCAAUUUUUUAUAUGGUUAUAAACCACGCUCACUAUCACAUUAAAGUACUUCAUAUUGAUGGUGCCCUUCCGUACCUGUCCACUAAAUUUUGCCACAUUUUGUGUUUCUUGAACGUUUCCUGAAUAAUCCUACCAUAAAACUCCAUGGUAGAUUUCAUUUGCUGAGCAGACGCAUGGGGGACUACGGGUAUCAUUUACCUCUUCUGCCUACUCUUUUUUUGGUUUUUUCUUGAUGAGCCAUUAUCGGCUCCUACUGACUUUCCCUUUGAGCCUUCCUUUCAUCCUUCACCUUCCAUUGCCAAUGCCAACAUUUAUUAUUGGUGUAAUCUUGAAGAUACUUCUUUGCCUUUAAAAACAGAUGUCACCUACUUUGAUGGAGAAGACUUGUCCCCUACCUCUACUUUUACCUAUUGUGUAUCCUAAUCUUCUGAACAUGGAAGUUGAGAGAGGAGAGAGGAAGCUCGAUUAACGAAGAAAAGGCAAGUAAACAUGCCCUUCUACAGUUCCUCCUCUAAAUAGAUAGACAUAGCUCAAGAUCACCUAAAAAAUAUAGGAUGUUUAUAAAAUUUCUGAAGCAAAAUAUCUCUUAGAAAAAAUAAAAUGGAUUCUAAAUAUUAUUAAGUCGUGAAUGUCCUAGAGAUAUUACACUACUACGCUUUGGGGCUUCAAAUUUUCACGCUUUUUCAGUCUUCUGGGCUCACUUUUUAUGUGCUCGUGGUCUCUUGCAAUUACGCUAUAUAUCAACACUUGUCCCUCAUGAUCAUGUUGAUUCUUUUGUAACCUUCAACAGAAAAAUAUGUUUACUUGUUUCUUGCUAUUACUUUUUCUUUUGUAGAUCCUCAUUUUCUCACCCCUGCUUAAACACCAUCCUCUUGGUAAAAUUGGUGCAUGAUUACUUCACCGUUGGUUUUUAGAAUUCUCUAUCUACUGAGUGCUUUGCAGUAAUCAUCAGUUAAUUUAGUUUCUAAGUAGUUGUAGGUUAUGUUCCAGGAUGUUAAGUGGAAAUUCAAGCAUGGUUUAUUGACUCUGUAUAGUGUGUCUAAACUAAUAGAACUCAGCUUAAUCUGAUGCUUUACAUCAUUAGUAGUUCAUAAAGCGAUUUUUGUGUCAAAAUAAAGUUGUUCGAGAUGAAAGGUAAUCACACAAUGACACAAAGGGAUUUUUACUUAGUGGCCACUGAUUACAGGUAAGCUUCCCGUAGAUACUGACUCUACCUUCACGAUAAGAGGUCUUUCAGUAACUAACUUUCUUUUACAUCAAAUGAAAAAAAUAAUUUACACACCAGUGGAGUAGAACUAGAGGAUUAAGUAUCAACAGACCUUUAAUGGACUUUUAAUGCAUGGGACAAACUUGAGCUUAACCUUUCACUGAACUCUAAUCUUUUACGUUAUGAAUUAGGCAUCCAUUCUUCUGUCCUAAUAGUUAAGAGAAGGAUAGAUGUUCAUGGGAGAAAAGUUUGUCAAUUUUUCUAAUUUCAAUUUAGUGCAUAUAGUCCAGAUUGAAAUAUUAAGAAAAUAAUAAAAUUCGUACGAGGAGUUUACCACUUCUGACCUCUGCAUUUGUUCCCACUGUUAGUAAGACCUGAUACGAGUUUUCCAGUGUCUAUGGUGGAAAGUAUGAUAGUUUCAUUGUUAUACUUUUGAUUACAGAUUUUUACUGGGCAUCUGAGGAAUUAUCAGUGGAUGAGGAAAGUAAGUUAACUUUGGUCUCAGUCGAUCAAGAAUUCGUGAGAAUGAUGCAUCACAAUUUUUCUUGUUUUGUUAAUCUUGGUGAAAAGAAUGAGUCUUUAUUCGUACAGGUCCUAGUAAGACUGUUCAGAUGGAUCUGUAUCUUUUUCUACUGGCACAGCAUUUGUCCAUGAUAUGCUUCCUUGGAUACAUUUCAUCGUAGUUAUGUGGAUCAGGUAGAGAUAGAUUGGGGGAAACUAUGUUCAUUACCCAAUGAUUAUCUUGAUUGCAUUAUUAUAUUUGCUACUUUAUUCAUUCUGUAUAUUUAAUGAAUUAUAAUGUUGAUAACCUUUCAGAAAAUAAACAUAUCAAUGUUUGUGGGUUCUCUUUCUCUUGAUAUUGAAAUGAAAAUGCUCAUGGGCCAAAAGCCAUGCUUUUGAUUGCUUUAUCCUUGUUUCUUGUCCUAUGGUAGGUAAAUGUUGUUCGUUCUGAAGCUGACCUAACUGUCAAGAUGAAGCUGCAUUCUUUGAAAGUUAAAGAUGAACUUCAGGGUCGUCUGUCCAGCCCUCCCCAAUUCCUAGCUUGUUCUGUUUUGAAGGAUAAUAUGGAUAGUCCUAGGCUUUCUAGUCUGCAUCUCAACGACAGGGUAUUCUGCAAUUUAUUUUUCGAUAAGGAUGACAUUUUUACGGACGCAUUACCAGAUUUUGUUUCCACCUCUGAUCUCAGCCCUAGAACUUGUGAUAGUGAAGUAGGUGACGUUUGGUCUGUGCUGGAUUCUAACGAAUUCUCAAGUCAGGAGAAAGAAAGGACAAAAUGGAAAACUGCAACAGAGGUUUUCUAUGAGGCUCAGGAUGAUGUUACUACUGAUUUCAUUGCUGUUACUUUCCUGACAAGGAAUCCAGAUUCCCCUCAUUAUGAUGGUAUUGAUACACAGGUAAUUUAUUGUCUUAGGACAGUACUGAAAUCUAGAGCAUUAUGGUCGUUAACUUUUUUUUUCAUGUAAUAUUUUUCUGUUUCAGAUGACUAUUUGCAUGUCCAAGCUAGACUUCUUUUGCAAUAGGCCUACUUUAGUUGCCUUAAUUGAAUUUGGCCUUGACCUGAGUUUGGUGAAUUCGGGAGCCAACAUUGGAGAUGGAAUCAACGUUUCGGAAGCUGCCUCUUCCCAGGGAACAGAAAAGCCUGAAGAAAGUGGAUUCAGUAUUGUUAAGGGUCUCUUGGGUCAUGGGAAGGGGCGAGUGGUAUUUAAUCUUACCAUGGAUAUAGACAGUGUUUCUAUUUAUCUUAACAAUGAGGAUGGUUCGCAGCUGGCAAUGUUUGUGCAGGAAUGUUUUCUUCUUAAUAUUAAGGUUAGAUAACUGAUCUUAAUUUGGUUUAACAUAUUUAGUUUUUUCUUAUUUACAGAUAUAAUUUUCUUAAGAAAUCAUAUCAUUGUCGGGUUAGUAAGUUUUAUCAUCUUUAAAUACUCAGCUACAAAAGUUUGGGUCCCCAGAUGAGGAGAAAAUAUUAAAGUCAAUCUUCAGUACAUACCAUAUUAUCAGCAUGAUUGAGCGGAUUACAUGUUUUACUGACCGAAGAACUAUGCACAUGGCUGCAAGGAAGUGGAAAAGAGUAUGAUCAUAUGUCAACGGUGAAUCCAGGUGAAUCUUCUCGUAUGCCUGAAAUCGACGAUCAAUCUCCUCCAAAAUCCAGGUGCAGCGGUGACAGAGAGACAGGAGAAAAAGGGGAAACAGGCCGAAGUCCUAAAAUUUUAUUUUCUCAUUCUCUCCCUAGGUGUUUCAUGGGACUGGUUUUUAUACCAGGAAGUUAGUAGCGAUAUGAACCAGACUGGACCGGACUGGUUCAGAUCGGUCUAGUUCAUGACAACUAAAAUAAAAAAAGAAAGGCAAACAAUAUAAGAAUAAACGAAAAAACUACAUUCCCGACAAUUGGUUACAUCCUAGCGCUGGUAGUCAUGCAUGUAAGCAUGGGAAUUGUGCAUGACUAGGAUAUAUGUGCAUUUUAUUGAGGUUUCAAAUGUUUCCUUAAGUUUCUAAUUAAUUACUUCAACUUGUAAAUAAUUUUCAGAUUCAUUUGACAAGUUUUAUAGCAUCUAUUAUAGUCCAAACAUUAUACACAGGGAGAUGUACAAAAUAGAAUGCGUACUGAAUAACAAAACUCAUCUUGUAAUCCUUAAGCUCUCCGUGUGCAGUUUAGAGUAUAAUGUAAGUGUUAGUGCAGCCUCCUCAAUGUUGAAUAUCUGAUAGAAUGUCCUCUAGGUAUUGAUACCUGUUCGUUGAAAAUCUUAAUGUUGGUGUUUCCUUUCAGUGAAAUUCUUGGUAUUUUAUUUUACGAGCACAUAAUCCUCUUGAUUUUAUGUAUAUGACACGUCAACAGAUAAUCAAGAUAAUACCAAUAGUGAUUUUCUUUUUCUCCUGAUUUUAGUUCAUAUUCACCUUUUUCCGUCAUAUCUUUUUUCAUUAGAUUAUAUUUUUAAUCAUAAACUGACAGUCUGGUUCAAAUUCUGAGAAUGCAUAAUUCUUUACUCUUCCAUUAUUCUAAUAUCUGAGUUUAUGUUUUUCACUCUAACAUUCUAUCACAUUUUCGUGGAUUUAUAGCUUUACCGGCUGGGGCAUGUGCAGCUUUGUAGCUUCUGAUUCUUUGAUUUUUUCACAGGUGCACCCGAAUUCCUUAUAUAUGGAUGGUACAUUAGGAAAUUUAAGACUUUGCGAUUUGUCACUUGGACCAGAUCAUUCCUGGGGUUGGCUAUGUGAUUUACGCAACCAAGGAGUAGAGUCUCUCAUUAAGGUAAUUCUUUUUCUUAUAUCCUAUUUGUAUAUAUUUGUUCAUUUAGUCUAUGUUGCUUUCUUCUGUUCAGAUCUAAUGAUCAUGUUGUGAAUUAAACCUUUUUGUUGUCAGAUUCUUUCCAUUGUCGAAAAUAAAGUCUUAAAAGCUAAGAAUAUGAUAUGUAAGUUGAUGCUUGCUGCAGCUCCUGAAUUCUGGUCGCAGAUUGAUGCCAAUUCUUUUAAAAUGCAUUUAAAAGCUGAUCGUAUAAAUUGUUGGCUUUCAUUGUUCUCAUCUUAUUUUGAUGUUUAUCAUGGUGUAAAUGUUUUUCAACCAUCUGAAGAACUAAUACGAGGGCUUGAAGGGGCUUUUGAACGGAUAAUUGAUUUCCAGAAAUUAAGAAAAUUAAAAUUUCCAAAAAAUAAUCCAAAAGCAAAAGGUUUAACUAUUAUUCGAUAAAAUUAUUUUAUUAACCAACAUUAUAUCCUUAGGUUAUGAAAUUCAUGAACAGUAGGGAUUAAUUAUUUUUGUUAAUGAUUUUUUAGGGCGACUUAACAGGGUUUUUCAUUUUGUGUUCUAUCACAUUGGUGGUUUGAUGAAUACGAUUCUUACCUUUAUUAGGCAUGAGUUAUAUGUGCUGCUCUAACCCGAUGAAGGCCUUUCUUCCUUAGAUCCCCUUAGCAUAUGCUUAAUUUAUAGAUCUUGUGAAGGAAUUCCAGCCUUUUUUUCGUGUGGCACCUCAAUUUCAUUAAUUCCUGCUCUCCCUAGUUUGUACCUGUGAUGAGAUUCUUUUUGGGGGGAUACGUUGAUCUAUUUGCAUGGUCUUGAAGAUGGUCCCAACAAUUCUAGAUGACACCAAUUGUUGACUCUAAUGAUCGUAAGUGGUGUGAUAGGCUUUUUAAAACAUUUUAAUGGUAAAUAUGUCAUUUAAAUUUACAUUUAAUUCUUACGAUGUUAUUUGUCAUAGUGAUUGGAGAUUAUAGUGUUUGCUUCAGUGCUUUACUGACUCAGUAGUAAUUGGUAUAUUUAUGUCCACAUUCUGCGGACUUAUUCUGGUCUGGGCUAGCUCCUCAAAUCUGAUCCCAGUUUUUCAGCCUUUGAGCUCUGAUGUGAAUCAGGGAUUAAAACCCUGUUCGUUCCAUGGUAGGAUCUUCCAGGGAAGACCGGUUUAUUAGGGAGUUGAGAGCUCUGAUGUGCUGCUCCUUAUACCUUAUUUUCUAUCAUUCUUUGUCGAUAGCCACUAUAUUGCAUGCUGCUGCCUAUUCCUGAUGACCUUCCCCUUUCACCACAAGGUUGGGUAAAUGAAAAUUGACUCAAACCAUAUAAGGAGAAACAGACAGGAAAAAUCUCUUCUUCUGCUCAAAACAUAUACCAAUUGCUAGUCAUAUCCAAUUACCCUGGCCACAGAGAAGGGAAACUAUCUAGGCUCAGGAAACUGACAAACUAGGAAACUGCCCAACUAGGAAAUUGGCCAAGAGAAACUCCUAAUUACGCGUUUUCUCCCACAAAAAUUAGUCUGGCAGAAGGGAGAUGAAGUAUUUUAACAGUUAUUUUCUAAUUAGAAAGAUAACCCAAAUAUGCUUCUCUUUGCAUUUUAGUAAAGUACAACUAUUCUACAAUUUAAUAAACUUCUGUUAUUAAUGGUGUCUUGGUUGGUUACUCAUGUGGCAGGUUAUCAUGAAAUGGAUUUGAUCAUAUUGACAAGACAAUGGAGUUCAUAGUGUUAAUAAUAUAUCUAAGUGUUGGAGGCUGAAUUUUUUGAAGUGAUUCCUGUUUUAGUCAAUUACUGCUUCGAUAUCCUCUAGACCAAUGAACAACUUCAUUGAAUGAUAAAAAUAAUUCUAAUGACGCCUAACAUAGGAUGGAUUCAGGAGGCAAACGAAAUCUUCAUGGAGACAAUGUCCAGACUAGUGGCUGGUUUGACUGCAGGAGUGUGAGGGUUACUAGAUUAUGCUUGGUCAUAUGCUGUGUCUUGAUGGAAUUCGAGGCGUGGGCUGAAAUUUGACUAAUUUGGCACACAUUCCUUAACUUUGUUUAAGUUACUAAUUGAAAAUUUCCCAUGCUACGUUUUAGUCUCUUUGAUUUUGGUAAAUGUCUGAAUAUAUGCAUAUGUGAGGGAGGCCCACAUGUCCUGAGGAGAUAAAGAAAGUUUUUCCAUUAAUCAAUUUCUCAGGAAGGUUUUGAAACUGUUGCCUAUGUUCCCUUUGGUUCUGUCAUAUCUUAUCAUAUUAUCACAUGGAUAGGAUGUGAGCGUGCGCUGUUGUGACAGAUUUAUCUAGUUAAUACUUUUGGGAUGAGCUUGGCUCACUUGCUCCUAGCUGCUUAUGCCAUAUGACACAGGAGAAGGUAUGAGGAUUGCCAGGGUUGUAGCUCUGUACAUGGACUAAAUGCCCAAGCAUGUUAUUUUGCUUUGGCGUACUCUUUACACAUGGCACAUAUAGGUUCAGUUUGUUAUGUAUUAUAGGUAUAUCACCAAAGAAAUGAAAUAAUGAAUCGUCUACUGUUGUAUUUUCCAUCUUGAAGUUGAAAUAACCUUAAUUCUUUCUAGAUAGGUCAUCAGUUUUUUUUUUUCUUUUUUUUGACUUUGACACCAUUCUGUAGGACGCAAACAGGUCCAUUUCUGUGAAUGCAUUUUAUGUGAUUUCUAUAUGGGUUUUACUUGUGGAAACUGAUCACAGUUACUACCAUCUUUAUAGCAUCUUAACGUUUUUUGUGUUUUCAUUUUCUAGUUUACUUUUCAGUCAUACAGUGUUGCUGAUGAUGAUUACAAAGGAUAUGAUUAUAGUUUGCAUGGUCAACUCUCUGCUGUGCGCAUUAUAUUUCUCUAUCGGUUUGUUCAGGAGGUACACCAUCUCGAACCUCUUCCUUAGUGAGCUUUUUGACUUGUAUUGUGAUCUACUUUGUGUUUUAACCUAUUUCAUUUUCAGUCUCCAAAUGCGCUUCUAGAUACUCAACAACCGAGAUAGAUACUAGUUUGUUUAUUGAAUAAUAAUCAUACUCACAACAAUCCAAUGAAAAGCUUGGACGUGAAUUGCUCAUCCUCUUGACAUGCAGAUAACUUCAUACUUUAUGGAGCUUGGCACACCACGCACUGAAGAAGCUAUCAAGCUUGUUGAUAAAGUUGGGGACUUUGAGUGGCUAAUUCAGAAGUAUGAGGUCGAUGGGGCCUCCUCAAUCAAACUGGAUUUGUCUCUUGACACCCCUAUAAUUAUUCUUCCUCAGCACUCUUCAAGCAAAGAGUAUGCAUCGUUUUGAAAAUACUCACCCUGUUAUUUGACAAUUUUAUGUCUUAUUUGUGUGUUGUAUGGGAAAUGAGGGCUGAUUUUGGGUAGACAUAUUUCUUUGUAGCAUUGUUAUAGAACUCUUAAAUUGUUUUCAGUAUCCAGUAAAGAUUUCUGAGUCCAUUUUUAGCCUUCAUGAAGCGUGAAAAUUUCUACAAAUGAACUGGGAAUUGCUUUAACAAAAGAGAAUGUGAUGAAUUCGCUUGAGAAAAAAAAAUGAUGACUUUCUUCAGUGAUGCACAUAUUUCCACAAAGAAAUAUUGAUAAUUCAAAUGUUACUUGCAUUUGAUAUCCAUUGUAAACUGCUUUUAACAAUGAAUGGUUUCUAGAAAGUUUUUAAGUGUGUUUGGAAUAGCAACUAGAUGGUACAAUGUUCUUGACAAAGACUUGCUGAGGAAUAAAAAAAUAGACCACUAGAAAAAAGCUUGAGCAGUACGUUUCCUUAUUCAUGAUCACAUUUAUUGGGCUUGAUUGAAGAUCAUCUCCCCAUGUCAUUGGUCAUGCCCGUUGGAUUCAGACAAUACGACCAAGUCAAGUUUGUAUUGGUCAAAUUUCCUCAACCUAGGUAGUUUCCUUUUCUUGUCGCCUAGGUAAUUGUAUAAACCAAGCAGUUUUUCUAUGAUUUAAGUAGUAGAAGAGAUUUUUCCCUACUGUUUAUCCUUGUACGGUUUGCAUCGUAUAUUUCUAAAAUUCUUUUGAAGUUGCCUAUUUAAAUAUUCCUCGAUAUAGACCAUGGAACAUCUGAAAAAUUACAAUAUGCCAAAUUUGGUAGCAAUUGAAUGAUACCUCAAUAACUACCAACUUCAUAUUUCCUUGUGCACAAGUACUAUUUUGCAACAUAGUAAUGAUUACACGGCCCAAAAAGACAUGAUGGAUGGAUUCCAAGUGCAAACGGAAAGAAUUUUGGUUUAGAGAUAAGUGGGCAGCUUCGUGUUGGCUAAUUUCCAAAUAAAGAUUUUACUUUUGUGGGUAGUUCAUUAUGCUGGACCAUACUCUUCCUUCAAAUUCUACAACCAACCUCGUUAUAAAUUCUUUCAUUGUAACCAACAGUGACCCUUCCUUUUCCAUUCCAUCUCAUUCUGCUGGUAUCCUCUUUUCCUUUUUUCUGAGGCAUCUUUGUAGCCUUUCGAAGGGUUUUGCAUCUUAAAAUAAAUUAUUUUUAUAUGGACUAAAACUAUAGUUUCAUCAUUGUGAUCAAAUAAAUUUAUAACCUUUUUUGUUCUUCUAUGUAUUACAGUUUUCUUCAGCUUGAUCUGGGUCAGCUACACCUUAGCAAUGGAUUUAGUUGGCAUGGUUGCCAGGAUGAAGACCCUUCUGCAGUGCAUAUUGAUGUUCUCGACAUUGAGGUAUUCCCUUUUGAUUUCUACGUCAAUUUCCUAUGGACUUCCUAAUAGGCGUACUGUUUACAACUUGACAGGUAAGCGGAAUCAACAUGGCCGUUGGAAUCAAUGGACUUCUUGGGAUGCCUAUGAUUCGAGAGGAAGAGGGAUUUAAUAUUCACAUAAGGCGCAGCUUGAGAGAUGUUUUCAGAAGAGUACCAACAGUUUAUGUAGAUGUGAGGGUAAUGAUUCCUACUGUCAGCACUUUAUUAUCAGUCUGAAUUAGAAAGCGGGGUACUUUCUCUUGGCUGGGUCAAUUCGGUACAAAAUGUUAUUACUUUCAAUCGUUGAGUUUUGUUUGGUAUUGAUAUAUUUUUUUGCACGAUGUUUCAUCCCAGGUCUAACAAAAUUAUUGUCUGCCACCCUAACACCCAAUGUGGAAGGGGAGAAGAGAGAUCAAGGAUCCCCUUCUUAAAAUGAUGAAAUAUUCAUUAUUACAAUUCGUAGUGAACUACAUGGAGUCAGAUCGAUGGUAUGCAGAUAUUGGCUGACCACUUUUUGUGGGUUGAGGGUAUUUUAGGUUGUGGGUUUAGGUAUCUUGAAACAUUAUCACAUCAGCUUGAGUCGGAUGAUUUCUGGAAUGAAUCUAUCAGAAAUUUUUCUAAUUUCUGGGGAAAGGGUGAUUAUCUGAUAGUUGACGUUUUGUCACUCGGAUUGAGUGGUUUCCAUCAUCAGUCCUUUGGGGGCUCAAGUCACUGCUAAGCACAAAACUGUGGGAAUCAAAAGGUGGAAGAUGAAGAAAGAUAAGAAAGUGAAAGCUUAAAUGGAAACAAAACAGUGGAAAGAAGAAAACAAGAACGAGAAAGUAUUUGAUGUUUCAUUGUAUUUCUACAUUUUUUUAAUAAAAUAAUAAGAUACAUUAUAAUACUAUUAAUAUAUCUAUGUCUUUGUUCUGUUUCUUAUCAAAAUUAGCCUUUUCCUUGUUAUUGGCCAGUAUGAUCUCACUUCAGAGCAACGGGGCCUGGCAGAUCUGAUCCUAUUAGAUUUACAGAGAAACCUUCAGACGGAUCUUUUUUUUCAUUUCAUUUUGGCAAGUGAGUUAUAUUUUUCAUUUUUUCUGCGAAAGUUACAUAUAUUUUUUUCUUGUUCAAGAAUAAUAAAUCUAUUCCAUCUAAACCAGAAGCAUUUUUUGAAAAUAUGUUUUGUAUACCGUGAUAUGAUAUCAUUCCUUCCAAACAAAUCACUCCAUCUAACUGUGCUCGAUAGUGAGUGAGAAACUGUGGGAUCAGCAGCAGUGACAGGAAAUGUUUGUAGAUAGAAGAGAGUAGAAAGUAUGAUUUGUGAGUUGUCUCAUUCUCAUUGGCAAUGUCUCUACUGAAGGUUGAUGAGAAUUUUCCUCGUAUGUUCUCACUACUCGCAAUAUCAUAGUUUCAAUUAGUCAUAAGGAAGUAUGGUGCUAAAUUGCAUGAUAGAAUAAAUUCUUAUUAUUUUAUAAACUUUCAAUGCAUAUUUGCCUUUAGUAUAUUUCUUGCUGUUUUACUCAUGUUUUACUUUGGUGUAAUUUCGCUAUCAUUUGUUAUAUCCAAUCUUCAUUGAUCUAGUACUCUUCCCUGUGAAUUUAAUUCCAUGAGUAUUUAGUUGCAGAUUAAGCCUGUUGCCUUUAGAUUAUUUGGUUUAUGCAUUUUCAUUACUAUGUUAUCUCGAUUUCUGCUACUGGUUGACGUUGCUGAGAUUUUACAUUGAAUGAACCACCUUUGUUUAGUCCACGAGUUGAUCAUCUAAAAUUGUGCAGGUUGGUUUAUUGCAUUGCAUUAUGUCUGACAAGGAGUACAAUGUAAUUCUGGAUUGUGUUUAUAUGAAUAUUUCUGAGGAACCUAGACUUCCUCCUAGCUUCCGUGAUGCUCCAAAGGACUCAAUGCGCAUUAUUGCUGACAAAGUCCAGCUUAAUAGUCAAAUCCUCCUGUCACGGACUAUUGCUAUAAUUUCUCUUGAAAUUCAUACUGCUUUGUUAGAUUUACGUAAUGGUCUUGAUGAGGAAUCUCAAUUGGCUCAUAUUGCUGUGAGUUUUCCAUCUUGAACUAAGUUUUCCUCCGUUCUUUCACCUUAAAUUAAUUUUUCCUCUUGUAAUUGGCUACAAUAAUUUAUCAGUUUUUCAUGCAUUUAUUUUAACAGCUGAAUGAUUGGUCACUGUUACUCCAUUUUUGCAGCUUGAAGGUCUCUGGUUGUCAUAUCGAACAACGUCAUUGUUUGAAACUGAUAUCUAUUUAACAAUUCCCAAGUUGUCAAUAUUGGACAUACGCCAUGAUACAAAGCCUGAAAUGCGUUUGAUGCUCGGCUCUUCUUCUGAUGUUUCUAGGCAAGGGAUAUGUUCUUAUCAUUCUAAGAUGUGGUCUUCGAAUGAUGUUUCUAACAGAUGCAUAGGACCUGUAGCUGAUGCUGAAACCCCUAUUUUGACCAUGUUGAUUAUGGACUACCAUCAGCGGUCAUCCUCCCAAUCCUUAGUUAUCCGCAUCCAGCAACCACGCAUACUUGUUGUUUUGGACUUUCUUCUUCCAGUGGUUGAGUUUUUUGUACCUGCUCUUGGUGUGGUGACUGGUAGGGAGGAAAUGAUGCAUCCAGAGAAUGAUCCAUUAACGAAAUGUGAGGACAUCAUACUGUUGGAAUCUAUCUAUUUGCAGCAAAGCAAUGUCGUAUAUCUUUCUCCACAAAGGCGAUUAAUUGUUGAUGGCUGUGGUAUUGACGAAUUUAUAUAUGAUGGUUGUGGUGGGGCAAUACAUUUGAUUACUGAUUCUGAGCUCAAAAACAAGUCUCCUGGAACUCUGCCAAUUAUCAUCUUAAUUGGGCGUGGUAAAAAAUUGCGGUUUAAGAAUGUCAAAUUUGAGGUAUAAUUGAUUUGCAUCUGUUUGAACUACCUUCUUUUAGUCUUUUUUUCUUGUUCACAGAAUUUCCAAAGCAUCAUGUAUCUAGUUGUUGAAGGAAAAUCAAUACAGUAACAAAGAGAGAAUAUUACUAAUACAAUAGUAUAACUAUAAGUUAGAUUUUUAUCAAACCUUUCUUGAUUCAAACCUUCUUCAGUGGCAUGUCUGCCCUAUGUCAACGAACAGAAGAUAAUUAAAAUAAUAACUUACAGACCGUUUCACAUACGUUGAGAAAGGAUCAGACUAUUUCAGAAGCUUUAUCAAUUUUCAGGGAAGUUUUAGUGCCCUGAAGAUAAGCUCUAGCUGUGCAUUUGAAAGAUAGAUACUUGAAGUUUGAUUUAGGUUAUCUUAUUUAUGUUAUUUAAUCAAGUUCUUGACCUAGGUCCGUGAGUUGUACACACUUUCUUCAUUCUCUUGAACUCGGCGCCAUUAGGUUGAAUUUCCCAGUGUUCAAUCAUUGUUUUUACGAAAUGUCAUGUUCUCUAAGUUAGAUCUUACUUUGAGUAAAUGUUUACAUACGUAAGGUCUUGACUUUUUAGGUCAUCUCAUUUGUUUGGCAGAAACGUAUAUGAUCUUUAAGCAUGUAAUUUUUUAAAUUUUUUGGUGCAUCAAAAUUUUAUAAGGAUAAAUGUUUGAGACACGAAAAAUUACAAUCAAUUUCUAAAACCAAGUAUUUUUUUAAUCUCGCCUGAAACUAUUGGGUGUUUGAUAUUGACUGGAUAAUGCGGUAUCUGCACCCAAUUUAGUGAAUUUGUUGCAUUUUGUACCCACUUUCCCUCCCUGUAUAUUCUUGUGUUGGUUUAAUUUUUUGGCAUUCUGUACGUGACAUGAGUUCUGUUUAGUUUUGUUUCUGAAGGAGUUUUGGGUUUUUCUGUUACCUCUUCAACUUUGCUAUCCUAACUAAUCUUUUAAGGUGUAAUUGACAUCUAUAACUCUUUUUCUCCAAACAAUGUACUGUUCUCUGUUUUAAGUCUCUUUCGUUUGAUAUUUAUGGAGUGAAAGUCUCACAAAUCGCGAAUGCUUGGGCACUUUGUCUGUUUUUUGACGGAUUAUUAUAUGGCUAACCAGAAUGGUGGACUACUAAGAAGUUGUACCUACCUCGGAAAUGACAGCAGCUAUUCAGUCUCUGCCGAUGAUGGUGUUGAGAUCUCAGUGGUACACAGCAACUCUGCAACAGAUGAAGAAAGUCUAAUUGAAUUUAAAAAAGGUAGUCCAAAAUCAGCAGAUCCUACUACCGGCGAAAGGACUACAUCCAAUCAGAUGAAAAGCACUUCAUUUGAAAUUCAAGUACCCUCUUGUUCUUAAAAUUUUUCAGUUUGAUUAGGGUUUUAUUGAUGUUCUUAUCCUGUAUAUGUUAUUUUUGUUUUCACAGGCAUUCUUGCGUUUUGUUUAUUUGAAUGAUGCUAUGGUCAUUCAUGGCCCUAUUUACAUUUUUUCAUUUUAUGCUUUCUUGUCUAAAACUGCCGCUUGAAGAUAUUCUACCUCAUGAGUCCUCUUACUUCUUCAAAAGGGUGGCUGGUUUCAUCUAAUCAAGUCUAACAGCGAUUUGAUUAAGAAUAUGUACUUGGAUGACGUGCCUCUUGUGUUACGGUGUCUAGCACAUCUUUCCAGCUUAUAGGGUUCACCAAUAAAGAAUCGACUCCUGUAUUACAUACUCUUUGGAUGAGAAUCAGAAGCAAUAAAAGCACAAUCAAUAAGGGCUUUAGGUAGAAAUUUUUAUCUAGCUUUGUAUCAUCUACUGUCUGAUCCAAAUCUGUGGAUGAUUACUUAGUUUCUCCUUUCUUCUUUCCAUCUCUGUGCUCUUCCAUUCUAAAAGAUUCAAGAGGAAUAUUUUUAUUUUAGAGCCUCUCGCCUUCUACUGGCAACAUCUAAGAAGAGGAGCAGUAGGAGACACAGAAGAUACUGCAGCACCUAUUGACUCCCAUAUCUACCAGUCUCUAGCCUCAUCUAAUGUAUCCCUUAUUUCCCGCAUCUCACUUUUGCCUCCAGUACCGUCAGAGAAAACUUUAACCAGGCUUUUUCACCACUCUCCUUAUCUUAUUUAUUUAGUACCUACUCGCUCCACUUCUCAGCCAUGAUCCUUGUAUCGUUUCCAGAAUCGCCCAUUUUUAGUUUAAAUUGUUCAAUCUGUAUCAUAACUGCCUUUGCCCGUUUUGAUGUUCUUUUAGGAGGGGGAGCCCAUCCCUUAGAAAUAAAAACUGCUUUAAUGUAGAAACUUCAUUGGUAAUAAUUAUGGCUCUUUCUUGUGAAAAUGCAGCCUCCUCGUUGAAACGGGUUUUGAAGAAACUUUUAUCCCUGCCAUAUCCCAUCCUCUCUUUCGAAAACAGGGGAAGAGGACUCUUGUAGUGUGUUUCACAGUAGGAUCAUGUUAUUGUAUCUUCCUUCGCUCUGUUAACUUUAUGGAGUAAUAAUUGAGAUGCCUUCUGUCAUCGUCAUAACAUUUCUGCAGCUGCACCUUAAUGCAAUGAUAUCUGAAGUAAAACCUGUCUUGCAUUUGAAUUAACGUCUGAAUUAAUAUCUGAAGUAACAUUCAUUCGUCUCAUCGAGGCAAGCAUUUGACUUCAAGUGAUUCGGCCUUUCUGAUUUUAAUUAAAAGUAGUUCAUUAGAGCUGUCCCACGUAUAGUGGUCGAAAUUAAACUUAUGGUUACUAUGGGAACAUUAAAUUCUCAUUGCCAGAAUGUUUUGAGUUGGACGGCCCAAUUCUUUCGCAUGGUGUAGUGGCUUCAGCCUCUAUUAUUGGGCUGUACACAUCCCAUAUUGAUUCUCCUCUUGGCAGAACCUAAAAGAAAAGGUUUGCACAUGAGAGACAUUAGUGAUUAAAAUAUAUAGAUAUAUUCCACUCCUUGCCGAUUAGCUUUCACUACGGGACUCAUCCACUUAUUCUUCUUAUCUAGUUCUUUGGAUGUUCUUCUUGGCGUUUAAAAAUUGUCUAUCCCUCUCUUCAGAAGUUUUUUCAUUCGCUUUUGUUCUCAUAAGAGCUUCUCUGUGCUUCAGAUGUUCAUGUUGCAAAUUUCAUUGGAAAUGUAUGACCAGCAUGAGCAUUGUAAUGGUUGAUUACUGGUUUAGAUGAGGAAGUAGGUGCUUUAUGGUUAUGAAAUAUGCAUAUUUGUGAAGUGUUCUAUUUAUGCAGGUUGUAUCUCCUGAAUUCACGUUUUACGAUAGCACAAAGUUGUUUAUGGAUGAUUCAUUGCUGGUAGAAAAGCUUCUCCGAGCAAAAUUGGAUUUGAAUUUCAUGUGAGUUCCUGAUGUUUUAAAUUUUUUGGGAUUACUGUCUUUACCUUAUGCUAUCCUAGUCCUAUAAAUUGUCUAUGACCUCUGUUCGUAGAUUAGUUAUACGCCUGUGAAUGACAUUUACCAAUUUAUGGCUUGCUCUUCUCCUAUCUCCUCUUCUUCCUUCCUUCUCCACCUUCCCUCUCUGCUUCCCCUCAUGUGCCUGUCUUGGCUACAGAUUCGCAUCACCUAGACCAAUGAGUACGAAAGAUGGAACCCAAGCCUGGAAUCACCUAGACUAACGUGUAGUAUGAGAGAUGGAAAUAGCCAUGGUCAUGCUGGACUUGGUUUCAUAUGCAUUCUCCUUUCCACCUCAUUAGUUUCCCUCUUUUGCUAUGGAGGGAAUGUUAUGAGUGUUAUCUAAAUGUAUGAAUGUUAUGAUGCUCCCAAAAUAUCACUUCCCCAUGAGCUGACCAAUUCAGCUCCCAGUUUAUGCUUAUGCUUAUCUAAAUCCACCUUAACCCAACUCUACUUAGAUGCCUCCUUAAUGGUUUUUGCAAGUAUAGACAUGUUAUGAUGUUCAAAUUGGUCAACCCUUGUGACUUGGAUAACUGAAUUUAGCAGUGGAAUCAUAACCAAUGUCUUGGUGGAGUUUGAUAACCGUGAAAAUCUGUGUAAGCAUUGACUGCCACUCCUAGAAUCAUGAGAUUUGUGCAUGACAUUCCACUACUCACCCUGGUUACUAGUAGCCUGCUAUAUUUUUGUUUUAUUUUCCUUUUUGUUAGUGAGGGUUUCGUAAGCCUUUAUAAAUAUUAAUAUCUUCCUUUGAUCCUGCCUGAUUUAGGCAAUUGUAUUUCAUAACCAAUUUUUGGUGGGUUCAAACCGAAAUUAUUCGAAAGUGGACCUUAGUGUCUACUAGUUUCAGGUUGUGCUCGCUUGCCUUAUGUACUUUUCAUGCACCAAUUUCUUUAAAUUGCAAUUAUCACAUCUUUGUUAUAGCUAAACAAAAAACUAUUUUCAUUUCCCAGAGAGCAGAAUUAAUAUCUAGGCAUUUUAAAAUCACUAUCCAUAUGAAAGAGCUAAUUGUCUUUAAUAUGUCACCAAAAGCAGAAUUAUAUAGAACAUUGCCAUAUCGUGACAGAAGUAUCAUCUUUUGUGCUACAAGUCAUCUUCUGCUCAUUUUUAGGAUGUUGUCCAACUAUGUCACAAAACUUUUGCAUGCCUUUUAUGAUUUUUUCCUGGUGUCGUGAUUUGAAUAAAAAUGAUGACAUUUUUUACAGAUUAAGACUUUGAAGGACGUACGAAUUCCAUUAUUGUUUUUACGUCAAGAAUGUGAUAAAGUUAUCUCUAUCUUUGGUCUUUUGUUUUAUAGACUUCUGAAGCCUGUUAUCAAACCCAGUGUGUAGUUUCACAUCCCUUACUCCUAUCUUUUUCUCACUGAUGUUGGAUACUAUGAUAACAUUUCCUAGAUUCGCUUGUUGGAAAUUAUUAAUAGUCACUCCAUGUAAGCAGGUAUGCUGCAAAAGAAAAUGAUACUUGGGUUCGGGCCCUUGUGAAGGAUCUCACAGUUGAAGCUGGUUCAGGUCUUAUGGUCUUGGAUCCAGUAGAUAUUUCAGGGGGCUACUCUUCUACAAAGGAUAAGACGAAUAUAUCAAUUAUUUCAAGUGAUAUAUUUAUACAUCUUUCACUGAGUGUUGCCUCUCUUCUACUUCAAUUGGAAAACCAAGCUAUGGAAGCACUGCAAUUUGGCAAUGCAAACCCACUGGCUACCUGUUCCAACUAUAAACAAUUAUGGGUUUCCAAGAGAGGUCGGUCUAUGCCAUUCGAGACAAUAAUUGGAUUUUAUGGCCGCGAACCUAGUUCUAAUUUUGUUUUUAUCACAUUUUCUUAACGUUGAUGGCAAGUAAAAUGUCUUCGAGCUAAUAAAGGGAUUCUAUGACUUGGCUACCUUUUCUCUGCUGUUUUCUUAUUCAAGACAUCUGACAGCGUAGAUUUUGGCAAUCUUUCUAUUACAGGAAACACUUCUACUUAUAAUCUGACGUUUUGGAGGCCCCAGGCUCCGUCAAACUUUGUCAUCCUUGGUGAUUGUGUGACUUCUAGGUAAACGCUGAAAAGAAAUGGGUAUUCUAUAAAAAAAAUUCAUUUUCUCGUGUUUGUCCCAAAAGAGUUAAACCUGAUCAAAAUCAAGAUUAUAUUGUUACUAUGAAGAUUUUUUAUGCUUUAUCUGAGAAGAUGGUUCCUUUAUGGCAACUUCUAGCUUUUUUUCCAUGAGUUGCAUCCAGCUCACACAAAAUUCAUGUUGUAUUGCAUUAUUUCUGGUCAACCCAUACUUUGAACUAGUUUCGGUAGGAACAUAGGAGAAGAAGACAGGAGGUACACGAAUUUCUGGAAAGUAGUAAGCAACAUGUGCCAAAGAGGGCACAAGAUAUAAAUAUAUGUAUACUUUUGUGGAUUGGCGAAGAAGGAAAAUUGAAUAUCAAAAUCUACCAGACCCCAGUGAACACACAAGUUUACAGUAAAAUUCUCCAUACUACUCCUUAACUAACUGGGAGUCGCAAAAAGGAUGAAUUGCGAGUUUCAUAUGUAUUGUAAAUCAUCUUUAUUAUGUCUCAGUACUGCUAUGUAUUUUGAGGAUUUCUGGCAUAAAGAGUGAAUGCUGUGUUGCUUGUUUUUCUUUUAUUUUAUUUAUUUCUAUUUUUUGAGGUUUUUAUUACACCAAUACACGUUACACACUUAGCUAAUUUUUUUAUUAAUGGAGUUCUGUACAAAGUCAAUGUCCUGAAAGAAGCAGCCUAGUGCUGUAUUCCGGCAUAUCAACAUAUACUUUAGAAGCCCGUACUGAUAGGUUAUGAGGAUAUUAUCAAUGCGUUUCAAUGUAUUUUCUCGAUACCAGUGACAUAAGGGUCACCCUUACCCUGUUUCUGCAGACCAGUACCUCCAUCACAGGUUGUAAUGGCUGUGAGUAACACAUAUGGCCGUGUAAAGAAGCCUGUUGGAUUUAAGCUCAUUUGUUCACUGUCUCAUCUACUAAGGAUGGAAGGAGAGUGUAGUACAGAUGCUAACAAUGAGUGCUUUCUAUGGAUGCCUGUUGCACCACCUGGGUACUCAGCACUGGGAUGUGUAGCACAAAUUGGAAGUCAGCCCCCACCAAACAACGUUGUUUAUUGUAUUCGUUCUGAUCUCAUGUCAUCAACAACAUUUUCAGAUUGCAUUUUCAGCGUUCUGCCAAAUCAGAGGUAUACUGGAAUUAUUUUUCUGAUAUUUUAAUGUUUCUUUUUUUGACAAGCUAUGUUUUCUACAGCCGUCUCUCUGGAUUUAGCAUUUGGCGUGUUGACAAUUCUGUUGGUUCGUUUUGUGCACAUCCUUCAGUGGAUUGCCCUCCAAAAGUAAAUUGUUUAGAUUUGCAUCAGACACUACUCAGCUAUUCAAAUAUGCGCAUAGCGAUGAAAUCUAUCUCCAAAGACUCCCUUGGUCAUGGCAAAGAGGAAAAUAAUUGCAGUUACAGGUCAUCUGGUUGGGAUAUUGUGAGGUCACUUUCGAAAUCGAGUUGCCUCUCUAUAUCAACCCCACAUUUUGAAAGAAUGUGGUGGGACAAAGGUUCAGAAUUUGGCAGACCUGUUUCAAUCUGGCGGCCACUGCCACGUCCCAGCUUUUCUGCACUUGGGGAUUGCAUUGUUGAAGGGUAUGGACUUUCAUCCUCUCUUUAUCUUUAGUGCAUGGCUUUCUCACUGUUAUAUUUUAGUAACAAAGUAUUUCAUUCCAGGUUGGAGCCGCCUGCUUUUGGAUUAUUGUUUAAAUGCGAUAAAUCAGAGCUAUCUGCUAGGCCAGUGCAAUUUGCCAAGGUUGCGCACAUAAUUCGUAAAGGACUUGAUGAAGCAUUCAUUUGGUACCCGAUUGCUCCAUCUGGCUAUGUGUCCUUGGGCUGUGUGAUUACAAGAACUGAUGAGUUACCCAACAAAGAGUUAUUUUGUUGUCCUAGGAUGGAUAUUGUUAAGCAAACGAAUAUCGCUGAGAUUCCAAUCUCCAGAUCAUCCAGUUCCAAGGGGUCUAAUUGCUUGAGUAUCUGGAAAGUUGAAAAUCAGGUUUUGGCUUCCAGCAAUCGCUUUUUCCACUGUUCAUCUCAUCAACCUGAAGGAUUCUAAGAGUUUCUCUUUUUCCACGCUAGAAUUUUUGGUUUGGGUUCUAGUGUGCAUAAUUUCUGUAGAAAUGGAUGUCAUAAUUUUAUCACUGUGUUGUUGCAGGCCUGCACUUUCCACGCAAGUUCUGAUCUGAAAAAACCAUCAAAUCGUCUGGCAUACAGCAUUGAGGAUUCCGUAAAACCUAAGACACGUGAAAACAUCAGUGUUGAGAUGAAAUUGGGAUGCUUUUCGCUCACUCUACUUGACAAUUUAUACAGAAUGGUAUAUACCUUUUGUCAGGGCCUAAUUUUUUACGUUCCUGGACCAUAACACCUACUUGUUGAUUACCCGAUUAUUUUUCAGUUGACACCACUUCUAGACAUGACGAUUACGAAUAUCAAUCUUGCAACACAUGGACGUCUGGAUUCUAUAAGUGCAGCACUAGUCUGUUCGAUUGCGGCAUCCACAUUUAACAGACAACUAGAGGCCUGGGAGCCCCUUGUUGAACCAUUUGAUGGGAUAUUCAAGUAAUAUUAACCUUUGAGCUAGUCUCUUUUUUUUUUUCGUGUUUGGCUUGGCACAUCUCUUUUCGUUGGCUUAUAACUUUGCUUUGUGCUUCUCUUAUAGUUUUUUUUGGCAUAUUUUAUCUUAUGUGUAAUCUUCAAAGCAUUAAAUUAAUAGUACAAGUAUUUGCUGAAGGGUGGAAACAUUUAAUAUGAAUGAACAAUCUCCUCCAAGAUUUGGUAAACGCUUGCGUGUUUCAACUACUACUCCUGUAAAUGUCAAUGCCAGUGCUGCAAAUCUUGAAUCAAUGACCGAAUCCAUUAUGUCAUGGAGAAGACAAAUGGUUCUCGAGCAAAAAAGCUGUCAGAAAAAUGAGGUUAGUUCUGACAUUUAUCCAAAAUAUGUAUCUUCUAAUGGCAUAAUCCAGGUUGCUGACUGUUGUACCAUCAUAACAGGAGCCUGAUUUACACUCUAGCUCCAUCAAUGGCUUAAUGUCCUCGGCACUCGAAGAAGAUGAUUUACAGAGAGUGAUUGUUGAGAAUAAGCUGGGAUGUGGUGUUUAUUUAAGAAAAUUGGAAAAAAGUCCCGAAACCAGUGAAUUGUUACAACAUGAUGAACAAGUUUCAGUUACAAUUCCGCCUCCUAGGUUUUCAAAUCAGUUGAAUUCUGCUGAUGCAUCUAGGGAAACUCGUUAUUAUGUUGCCAUUAGGAUAUUUGAAGCCAAGGUAUAAGUUUUUCUUGUUUAGUGGUCUACGAUGACUCUGAAAUUUUAUUGUAUUCCGUAUGAGAAAUAUUACCGUCUUGCAGGGGUUACCUAUCCAAGAUGAUGGCAAUGCUCAUGAUUUCUUUUGUGCAUUGCGAUUGGUAGUCGACAUGGAGGCAGCAGAUCAAUCCAAGAUAUUUCCACAAAGUGCAAGAACUCGUGUUAGACGAGUGGUUUCUCAAGAGAAUGAUGAGACUGAGGGACUGGUGAAGUGGAAUGAGGUCUUUAUUUUUGAGGUUCCUGAGAAGGUAAUGUCUCAGAUCUGAUUGAUGAUAUGGCUUCCGUCUUUUGAUGUGGUAAUUUAGAAGUUUCAUAUUUCAUGAUAUUUAAUCAGAUUUAAUCUUUCAUAUUCUACAGACGUUAGUAAUCCUUUGGCAGAUACGGAUUUGAUUGACUUCAUUUUUCUGACUUCUCUUCUAUGGGUCACUUGAUAGUUUAUUUUUUAUUGCGGUUGAUAACCUUUUAUCUGACGUGAAUUUGUUUAAUUUGUCUUGGUUUCCUAGGCUUAAUUUGUUUAAAUAGUCUUGGUUUCCUUGCCUUGUUGAUUGAGAAUUAUCAUCAGAAUUUGUUAACUUGUGGUCAGAUAUGCAUUAUGGUGUAUAUGUUUUAGCUGUCAUCUAUGGUAGUGCAGAACAGGUUAGCUUUUCAGUGGUGACAAAUGCAUCCUGUGCUGAAGGGAGUUUCGAAUUUUGAACACGUUACAAUUGUUGUCAUUUGCUUUGCUCAGCAGCUCAAUCUCCAGUGUUCUCUCAAAACUAUAGUUCGUAAUCAAUUCAUAUUUUUUAUUAAUCUUAGGUUCCUAAGUCUGACGCAUGAGCUAUAGAUUUUCACAUCUUUCUCAGAACCAUGAGUUCUCUUUUCGGAACUAGAAAAAUCGCGGACCAAAAUUUUAUGUCACAUGUAGGGCUACGCUGCAACCUUUUAGUCAUAUUUAGUUGUACACAAGAAAGAAGAGAGACAAAUCCAGAUAUAGGCUUAGUUAGUGUGCAUCUGCCUUUUCUUAAGUUUGUUCCCUGGUAAUGGUUAUCAUUCGUUGUAUAUUGUGCAUACUUUUUUUAACAUUUCUUAAUGUCUUCGUUUAGCUUAUGUUUGCGAUUAUUCAGAAAUAUUAUGCUUCUUUUGCAUCAUAUUAUUUUGACAAUUGAUAUUUUGUCAUUAUUGUAAACUGAGCUCUAUUCUUCCUUUGGGAAUAUUAGUAUUUUAUGCAAAGUUGUAAAAAAUGUAACGUUGCAUGAUAUUUUUCAGGUUAUGGCAAAGGUAGAAGUAGAAGUUACAAAUCUUGCAGCAAAAGCAGGAAAAGGUAUUUUGUGCUGAUCCUUUGGCACCAUAUGCCAAAGUUACUGACAAGUCAUGAUAAAUUUUCGUUUUCUUUUAUCAGCUUGAAGAAUGUUGAAGUUCCCAUGGAUGCCACAAUACUUUCGGCUGUUUAUUCGUUCAUUUUUCUAUUCCUUGGGAAUUUCAUCGUUUAAAUAAAAAGGAAAAGAAACAUCAAGCCUUGUGUGGCCUCACUUUUCUUGCUCUUAGUAUAAUUUUUCAGUGACUCCAAGAUUUUUAAUGAGAUGGAUUCCUAGUUUGCCUGUAAUCCAAUCUUACCUGACAUGAUAUUAUGUACAAAUCAAUUCAUGUAUUAUCUUUGUUGUGAAGCCAUUAGCCAAACAUACUCGCCAUCUUUAGUUUGUAAUCUAUUUCAUUAAUGAAAAAUCCACAUCCUGCACUCCUAUUUUACUUUAUUUAUGACAUUUUGUUAAUUCGGACGAGAAAUUUCCAUGCUGAAGGGAGGUGCAUGGCACGGGGUCAUUGAGAUCAUUUCUGUAUAAUGGGAAUAGGUCAAGCUACCAGCAUUAUUGAUAAUUUAAUCAACGUUUGUAUUUAUGUAAAUGCGUUACAAGGUAUCAAAGUCAUCUCGGAAAAAUUCUAAAUUAGCCUAGAAUUGUCUAUUUUAUAGGAAAUUUGAACACGAACUAACCAUGGAUUUCUUCCCUAACAUAUGAAAGGUAUUACAGUGGAAGGUUUCUACAAUCAAAAAAUCCAGAUUCCCUUGGAAAACAUUUAAAGUCAUUUAUGUCAAUACAUAUUUCUCAUUCACUUAAAUCCAGCGUAUGAUUGUCCAUGCUACACUGUUGUAUAGAUGAUGUUCUUAUAUUGUGUUGUUUUGGAUUGGCAAACAUUAAGAAAACUAUCUGAAUGCUUGAUGUUUCAAGAAAAAAGCCUACUGUAGUUUUAUGGAUUAUGAUGACCACAUCACUGUUUUACACCUUUUCUUUGUGGGGAUCUAUUGUUGGGUGGUGGAAAGACUAUACUGAGAAGUAUUGCUAGUGGAUUGACAAGCCCAAUUCCCAUGGUGGUCACUAGAUUAAAAGGUGAAGGAGAGAUACUGAUCCCUCACAGAACUUGAGUUUUAGCAUAAUGUUAUAGGCGCGACCUUGUAAAAAUAAUAAUCUUUCUUGACAAUCAACCACAACUUCAAACAUUGCUGUUCAAGAAUUACAAUUUUAAGUCUUCAAACGGUAGCAAUUUGUAAAUUGAUUGGCCUUCGUUUAAAGUAAUUUCAAAAAUUUAUUCCUAGACUAACUCAAAGGUUCUAAACUCUUUAAAUUGACAUAAGGUUCUGAAACCAAAAACGAAAAGUUUUAGGGUAUGUGUAAAUGGUUCGUCUGAAAUAUAAAAUGGUACAAAAAAUAUAAAUUUUACCUCUGACAAGUUGAUUGAUCAAUAGCAAUCAUUCUAUGACCAAAAUCAGACCUACUACGUUUUCCAAAUCUCUCUAAGUACUCCACUAGGUUUUCAAAACUUAUGACACAUUAACUUUCUUGAAGUACUGAUUAGAUUCUUACAGGCUGCCUUUCUCAAGAUAUCAACUAGACUUGAAUUCCAAGUGUUGACAGACAUUCACCACAAUUGUCCACACCAUAACCGACAGUCUUUUUCUAUGUCAACAGAAAAGCUCUUUACUUAAGAAUGUGUGUCGACUACAAGAUUGUGUGUCAACUACAAGAGUUUACUUAAGAAUGUGUGUUGACUACAAGAGUUUACUUAGUUUCUUUGAAACUUCAACAGCCAUUUUUAUUUAGGAUUAUUAGUUGUUUAGUAAUCACGGUACACUGAUUUACCUUAUCAAAAUUUAGUUCAUUCCACGUAAGAAAAUGGUUUAAAUUACAAACCGUGAAUAUUUUUAGGUUUCAAAAUUCAACACUUUUGAUUUCAGGUUGAUACGUAUAUUUUUGUUUCUUUUUUAUACCCUUAGGUUUCGGUGCCUAUCUUUCUUGACUAAUAUAGUACCCUCAAGAGUUAAUUUUAUUAGGUUUCUUGCCUUUUGUUUUACUUUUAAGUGUUGAUGUUACGAGAUACAGUGGAAGUAGGAAAGGAAAACUGACUUAGUCCUUAUGGCAGUAUGUCAAUAUUUAUAUUGGCAUCUAAUGGACCUUUCUGGUAUUACGGAAAGGUUUAAUAAUGGAAACACGAAAAAAAGAAAAUACAUCUAAUAAGAGGACAGAAAGGUAAAAUAGAAGGAAAGCCUAAUAUAGAAGACUUGUUCUGCAUAACACUCCCCCUCAAGUUGGUGUAUGGAUAUUGUUCAUGCCCAAUUUACUCCUUUGAUUGCAGAACUCUGAUGCAGAAAUGCCCUUAGUUAAUAUAUCAGCCAACUGAUUUGUAGAUUAGGCAUACUUUGUGCAAACCAUCCCUAAUUCAAGUUUCUCUCUAAUAAAAUGUCUGUCUACUUCAAUGUGUCUGGUCUUGUUAUGUUGAAUUAGAUCAUGUGCAAUACUUAUUGUAGAUUGAUUGUCACAGAACAAGGUAAUUAAAUCUCCCAUGUGUAUUUAUAAGUCAUUUAGCAUACUCUUUAUCCAAAUGACUUCACAAAUCCCAAGGGCCAUAGCCCUAAAUUCCGCUUCAGCACUUGAUCGAGCCACAACUUUCUGUUUUUGGCUUUGCCAAGUAACCAAAUUUCCUCCAAUGAGACAAAAAUAUCUAGUAUAAGCUAGAACUCAUUGAGCAGCUUCAUGAUGCACCUCCAUAGGGUCAUGCAUAUAUUGGCUUAGCACUCCAAUUGAGUAAGCAAUAUCCAGUCUAGUAUGGGAUAGAUAAAUUAAUUUUGUCACUAGCCAUUGGUAAGAUUCAUCCACUUGAUCGCUCUCCGUUGAAGCCUCAAUACAAUGUUUUGCUUCAAUUGGUGUACAAGUUGGUUUAUAGUUACUCAUUCCUGCAUAUUUGAGUAAAUCAGUAAUAUAUUUUCUUUCAGAUAGGAAUAAAUUUCCACAAUAGUAGGGUACCUCAAUUCCCAAGAAGUAUUUUAGUUGUCCCAACACUUUGAUAUCAAAAACAGCUAUCAGUUGUUUUUGAAGACAAGUGAUUUCUUACAUAUCAUCUCUAGUGACAACCAUGUCAUUGACAUAUACUAGUAAGAUCGCUAUUUUUCCUGAACUCAAUCACUUAUAAAAUAAAGUAUGAUCUCAAUUAACUUGCUUGAACCCCCAAAGCUCUCAUUGUUUUGGUUAAGCGGUCAAACCAGGCUCUUGGUGACUGUUUUAAGUCAUAUAAUGCCUUCUUAAACCUGCAUACUUUUAGAAUAUCAUUUAGUCUUUGUACCCUGGUGCAAGAUCCAUAUAUAUUUCUUCUGAGAUUUUUCCACGCAAAAAUACAUUUUUCUCAUCAAAUUGUAAUAAGGAUCAUCCAUAAUACACAGCCAAAGAUAUUAAUAUCCGAACCGUUCCAAUUUUCACAACUGGAGCAAAGGUCUCCACAUAAUCAAUACCAUAAUAUUGGGUGAAGCCUUUUGCCACCAGUCAAGCUUUAAAAUGCUCAACAGUCCCAUCAAAUUUAUACUUAAUAGUAUAUACUCAUCUGCAACCCACGAUUUCUUCCUUUUAGGAAGUAGCACGAGUUCUCAAGUUUGAUUCUUCUGUAGAGCUAGCAUCUCUUCAUCCAUUGCUUUUUCCUAUAGGGGGGUCCUUAAAGCUUCAUUAGUGUUUUGUGGAGUAUCGUGUUUAUCAAUAGUUGACAUAAAUGACAUGUAUUAGAGAGACAAGCGAUGAUAUGAUACAUAAUUGCAGGAUGGAUAUACCUUCUUUGUACAUUCUCAGUAGAUUUGCGGAGAGCAAUAGGGCAAAUUUCAUCACCCUGAGUAAUGAGAAGGUUCCGUUGAUCAAUCAGUGAUCUGUCACAUUCAAUAAUAGAAUCAUGGGCAUUUACUACAUCAGGCAGACCCUGUUCAUGGGCAUCUGCUGCGUCAGGCAGAUCCUAUUCAUGGGCAUCUGCUGCAUUAGGUAGAUCCUAUUCAUGGGCAUCUGCUGCAUUAGGUAGAUCCUACUGAUGGGCAUCUGCUACAUCAGGCAGAUCCUGAUCAUGGUUCCCUCUGAUUAUCUUUGGCUUUCUUUGAUAAUAAUUUCGACCAAAUCGAUGCUGAAGGUGCUGGUAUCGUUUCAGGAGUUUCAUUCUCCUUGAGAAUCUUAAUGUGUAAAUCGUGUUUUUCUGGCACAACAAUAUCACAACUAGAUACUUGAUUUGUUAUCUAUUGAAAAUACAUGUUACUUUUAUCAAAUGUGACAUUUAUUCUCACAACUUUUUUUUUCAGAUCUUAGGUCAUAAAAUUUAUAUCCUUUCUGUGUAUUGAAAUAGCCCACAAAGACUAGGAGCAAAUUUAGACAAUCCAUUUUGAGAUUGGUGGAUGUAUGCAAUACUUUCAUCGAAGAGGUAAAUCUGGUCCAUAUUGCACAGUCGGAUAAUAACCUUGCAAUAAGGCUUUGGGGGUCUUAAAUAAUAAUGCUUUUGAUGGGAGACGAUCAACAAGAUGAGUGGCCAUUAGUACUACCUCACUCUAUAAGUACUUCAGCACUUGGGUUUUAAACAUGACAACCUUUGUUAUUUUCAAUAGUUGCCUAAUCUUUCUUUUCGCUACCUCAUUUUACUGGGGUAUAUAAGGGAAAGAAGAUUCAUGAAUAAUGCCCUCCUCAGCAAAGAAAUUGGAGACAAUAGAGUUGAAGAAAUCCUCAACAUUAUCUGAUCGGAAUUUCUUAGGGGUUAUGCUGAACUGAUUUUGAAUUAGUUUGAUAAACCUCUGAAUAACACUGUUGGCUUUUGAUUUUGUUUUCAUUAGGUAAAUUCAUGUGAACCUAGUACAAUUAUCUUCAAAGAUGAUAAACCAUCUAUCCCUAACACCACCGGAAGGACCCAUAUAUUAGAAUGCAUUCUGUAAAAAAGGGAUUCACAUUUAUUUCCAACAGAGACAAAUGAAAUUCAUUAUUGCUUAGCAUUUGAGAUGGUUCACAUAUGAAAGUAGAUUCACCAAUUGCACGACAUAGUUUUGAAAACAAGUAUCGAAGUACUUUUAUAGAGAGAUGUCCUAAACAACAAUGCAACAAUAGCAAUUUGUUCAAAGGAGAAGUAGAAGCAAAGGUGGAAAUGUUUGGACUAGAAUUUGUCAACAUCUUGUUCAUACGCCCUAUGUAGUAGAGCUCAUCUCGUGCUCUAACAUGCCCAAUUCUCUUGCUUGAGGUCUUGUCAUAGAAGAAACACAAAUCGUUGUCAAAUAAUAUUAGACAAUUUAAGUCUUUACCCAAUUUUCUCAAUGAUAAUAGAUGUGCAUUCAAUCCUAGAACAUGAAAAACAUAUCUUAAUGACCCUAAUUUCUCAAGAUGAAUUGAUCUAGUGCCAACUACAGGUAGCAAAUCUCCACUUGCAAUAAUAACCUUUCAAUUAUUGGUACAUACCUCAUAUGUUAUAAAUAGUGAUGCAUAUGGUGUCAUAUGAUUGGUAGCUCCAGAAUCAAUGAUCUAGGACAUUUAGGAAAAUGCUUACUAGCAUGUGCGAGGGAAGUAGAUCUGAUCAUGUUCCUCAGUUGUUUAAUUUCUUCUUUGAGUUUUCCAAUCUCUGAAAUCUGAGAGGAAGUUGAUCUGUCUUGACUAACUGUUUGUAUCAUGGGCUCAACAGCAUCUUCAUUUUGAGCAUUAGCCAAAUACAACUUACCAUAAUUCAGUGGUUUGUCAUAGAUCUUCCAGCAUGUCCCCCUAGUAGACGAUUUCUCUGACAAUAAGUGCAAAAUAGGUGUGCCUUCAGAUCAGUCUUGGGUUCUCUUUUGAUGAAUGGUAUUUUACCAUCCCUCUUUUGAAAUCGAGAGGUAUCUUUAUUCUUGAGAGUGUUGAAUGGCUAAUGCAAUUGCCUCUUCAAUAUCUGGUACUACUUUCCUAGCAAGAAUUUGAUUUACUAGUCUCAUACUCUAGAUGUUGCCCCAUCAGAAACUUAUACAGCUUAUCUUUUAUGAUGUAACUUCUUUCUUCAGUAUCAGGGUUCUUGAUUAGUCUAUAGUGGUCGAUUUCUCUCUAGAUGGAUUCUAAUUUGCAAGUAUAUUCUAGAAUAAUCAAUAUUCCUUGUACCACAGUUAAUGAUUUAUGUACCAAUCUAUAAAUUUGGGAUUUGUUAUGUCUAGUGGAGUGAACACAGUGGAGUGAACACAAUCAACUUUGUCUCAUAAUUCCUUCACAGACUUCAAGAAAAGGAAUCUAUCACUUAUCUUUGGUGAAAUAUUAUCCAGCAUCCAAUAUUGAAUCAGUGUUUCUUCUUCUUUCCACUGAAAUAUCUAGAGUUGUCAAUACUUGAUGAGGAUUGUGUCUGGUGACGAUCCAGAUUCCCCUCACGUACAAUAAGUUCCACAUAUGAUGUCCAUUAAAACAAAUUGAUUCCAUCAAAUCAAAAUCUCUCAGCAAUGUUAGAUAGGUCUGAACAUACCUUAAUUACUUCAAAUGAAUGUCGUGGGCCAGAGGAGGAAGAUUCACUGACCUUUGUCUCCAUGUUUUGCAGCCAUGAGCAAAUAGUUAAAAAAAAAUCCAAACAGAAAUUCUCUGAUGUGGUACGAAUAACAGUUUCUGUUCAAGAAAUUGAGGAUGACUGCCAUCGUCAAGAAACGAUGAUGGUGUAUUUGCAGACGUCUGCCACCGUCAAGAAAUGAUGAUGGUGUAUUCGUAGAUGUUCGUCACCAUCAAGAAACGAUGAUGGUGUAGUGACUCUCCGAAGAAUCUGCCGGUUUGCAUACGACCAAAAAACCUCACGAUUUCAGGUACUGCAAAUAGGAAGAAGAUCACCAGGUGACACUGCCUACAGCAUAGAGUCAUCGUCACCACCAAAGUUGGUUGAUCUCCCAUCAGUGGUCUUCAUUUAGGAUCAGAGAGAAAACUCUGAUACCAUGUUACGAGAUACAGCAGAAGCAGGAUUGCUGAUGUCCAGGACGAGCACAACUUCUUCUAAUGCUAGAAGACCACAGGAAGACACCCGGGACAAGAGCAUGUCGUGAAAUCUCAGGGCAGUACACCAAUAUUCAUAUUGGUGUCUAAUGGACCUUUCUGGUAUUACGGAAAGGUCUAAUAAGGGAAACACAAAAAAAGGAAAUACAUCUAAUAAGAGGACAGAAAGGUAAAAUAGAAGGAAAGCCUAAUAUAGAAGACUUGUUCUGCGUGACAUUUGACACUUACAAUAUAAAUAUCAAUGCUUUGAGGGUUAAGAAUGUGUUUCCUAGCUUCUUUUAUUGUUGGGGAUCGACACUUUUAAUUCCCAAGUGAACACCUGGUUAUGGUUCACCUUAUUUUCAACAUAUAUUAUCUUACAUCUAUACAGGAUCGAUACUUAUAUUGUUGCCUUCAUUUUUUGGUUUUUUUUAUUAGGCUCUCAUCACAAAUUAAUACAGAAAUCUAUAUUUUUCAAUUAUCAAAAUAAAUCAGUUAGAUUCAAUGGUAAUCUUUUUUAUAUGAUCGUUGAAUCAACCGUCCAAUCACUGUCAUGAACUUGAGAUAUUACAGUUGUAGCACCAAUCAAGCAAACAUAAAAACAAUAUGAGUCAAUUCAUCUUUGUACUUGUUCAACAACUUGAGAUGACAUCUUGUAAGACAGGUAGGACCAUUGAUAGUAUAAAAUUACUGAUGAAACAAGCUGUCUAUGCCCUUUUCCCAAUAUCAUCAUUACUAAAAAAUAUGCUGUCUACUAUAGUUCAAGUAUCCCCUAGAAAUUUGACAGUGUAACACAGAUUUAGACAACUGUGAAACAUUAAUUGAAUAUACCAGUCUCAACUUAUCAUUUAUAUUCCACUUGUAGGAAAUAUUGUACAUUUUUCUAACAUAUCGAGUGUCAGUUACAUAAUAUUAUGAAAUCUUUCUUUAUUCAUCUGUCAAUGUGCCUUUCCAUUGAGUUACGGUCGCACAUAAUUCUUAAUGGAUUUGGAGCUAUGCAGGAAGAAAGCUACAGUGUUAUAUUAUGAUAAAUAUUUACUUUUAUAAGGAAACACUUAUGCCCAUAUUUCUUCGGUUAUACAGGUGAAAUGAUAGGUGCGUUGUCUAUCCCCAUAGGAAAUGGUGUUAAUAUACUUCAGCGUGUUGCUUCCAUCAGAAUGCUGCAACAUUCAGAUGUUAUCCAGAAGUCCUCUUCAUAUCCUCUUAGAAGCAAGGUGCAUUUGAGCUCUUUCUGUGUUUCUGUCUAUUCAUACAUGUAUAUGGACCACAUAUUUUACACAAUUUUCUGGUCUUUAUUGUCAGCUUUGCAAUGGAGGGAGUAUGGACUGUGGUAGUCUUUUAUUAUCUACCGCAUUCUUUGAAAGGAACAAUAAUGUAAAUUUCCAAGGAGAGAGGAGAAACACAGUCACCAGUGAUAGAGAUACUGGUUUUUGUAUUGGUCUUGACCCUAACGGACCAUGGGAAUGUUUUGGCUCGUUGUUACCGGUUGCAGUUGUUCCCAGAUCAAUCAACAAGAAAAAUUUCGCAUUUGAAGUUUUUAUUAAGAAUGGGAGAAAGCAUGCAAUACUGAGGCCUCUUGCAGUGGUUGUCAAUGACACAAAUAUCAAAAUGGAAGUAUCAACAUAUCCCAUCUCAAUGCUGCAUAAUUCUGCAUCAGGGCUUGGAAAUUGUACUACAACAGAGACAGAAGAAAUUUUCGAGAAUCAAUGUUAUCAACCUAAUUCAGGAUGGGGUAAUCCAGAUAGUUCUAGAAAUAGUGAUGUGGAACACUGGUCAACGAGAAACUUUUCUUUCUCAUCUAAGGUAAUCCUUCAUCCUUCUUAAAAUUGGGUUUGUGUUCUUUCAUGUAAUCUUUUGAAUUUUACUUUAUGCGAAUUGUGUUUGCUAGGAUUUCUUUGAGCCCCCACUUUUACCUGGCUGGAGAUGGACUUCCACCUGGACUAUUGAGAAAUCUCCUUUUGGAGAUAGUGAUGGAUGGGCCUAUGGUCCUGACUUUCAAAGCCUAAAAUGGCCUCCACGUUCUCCAAAAUCAUCUUCCAGGACAUCUCUUGAUUUUUUUAGACGAAGACGAUGGGUGCGUGAAAGGCAAAAGAUUGAAGACACUGAAGACAUGAGAAAUGUAUUUGGUGUACUAAUCCCAGGAUCAUCUGCCAUUUUACCAUGGUCAAGUAUGCAAUAUGAUUCUGAGCUUUGUUUGCAAGUCCGUCCUUGUGCUGAAUAUCCUGGAGAUGAAUAUCGCUGGGGUCAUACUGUUAAUCCAGAAUCUGGUUCCACCAGUCGCACUGAUCAAGCUGUGACAGACAGAAAUCCACUUUCUAGACAGAGUAGCACGAGAUACAGGAAUGCUCCCUUGACUUGUUCUGGUUUAAAGUUAGGUCAGCUUGAGAAGAAAGAUAUUAUCAUGUGCUGCCAUACUAGUUCCAGUAGUAGGCAGAAUUUCUGGCUAAGUGUUGGGACAGAUGCCUCCGUUCUUCAUACAGAUCUUAAUUCUCCUAUUUAUGAUUGGAAAAUUUCUAUUAACGCACCAUUAAAGCUGGAGAAUAAACUUCCCUGUAAUGCAGAUUUUGCUAUAUGGGAGAAAACUGUAGCAGGAAGUCUAGUGGAAAGACAUCGGGGUGUCUUAUUACCAUCCGGCUCUGAAACAAUCUACUCAGCAGAUUUACGAAGACCCAUUUAUCUCACUCUCUUUCUUCAAGGUGGUUGGGUUUUGGAAAAGGUAGUCUGUGAUAUUUUUGCAUGUUCCAUCUUUCAAAGGCUUCUGUUGUGAAAUUUUUUAUUUUUUCACCUGUUUGAUUCCGAUAUAUCUUUUGAUCUCAGGAUGCCAUUUUGAUUGUGGAUAUGUUCACUCUUCAACAUUCAUCAUCCUUUUUUAUUAUUCACCAGCAAAGUAGAAGGUAUGGUUUCUCUUCUGUCCCAUUUUAUUUGACGUUCAUGCUGCCAUUGAAGAUAGUGUGAAAAGUUUACUGCAAUUUGGCUUGAACAAACAACAUGUUAGGAUUCCUUUUAUACAUUGAAUUUUGAAUACUGAUGAUCAUUGAAGAACGCUCAUAAUGCCCCAAAAGUUAAAGUUUUCAUGCUUAGCCGUAGGGACAUGGAGCAUGUGACAGAUGACGAGGGAUGUUGGAUAACACUAUAUGGACGUUAUGUUUACAACAUUUUCACUUUAUUUGGCUUCAUAGUUUUCCUUGUAGUUCUGCUUCUCUAAUUAAUGAAUUUUCUUCGGACUGAAGAAUAGCACAUGCUUUGGGUAUGAUGCGCGUUACUAUGUAAUAUGAAUCGUCUUUCAUCAUUUUUUCUUGUUCCCACUCAUUAUAUACCUGUACCAAUGUAAAUAUUUGUAUAUAUUUUGUGGAAAUUGCAUUCACUGUACAUCUCAUCAUUUUCCUGAAACUUUUACAAAGGAUGCAUGUGGAGUAUCUAGAUUAAUCGGUAGACUAUAUGCAGGAAGUUGCGUGUAAACAUUGAACGUGACAUGGGAGGAACUGAUGCUGCUACAAAGAUUGUGAGAUUUUUUGUUCCAUACUGGAUCAGCAAUGAUACAUCUUUACAGCUUGUAUAUCAAGUGGUGGAAAUAGAGCCCUUGGGCAAUGUGCAGUCAGAAUCAGUUCCCAUGACAAAAACGGUUAAAUCUGCAAAGCUUCCCUUAAAGCAUAACUCAAAGAUGAUUGAUGCACACAUUCCUAUUCCAAGGAAGGACUCGCAGAUAUUAGAAGUGAUUGUGGAUUCAGGCGAAAGUUUUGUAAUGCUGUCUCCACAAGAUUAUAUGGGUCGAAAUGGGAUUUUACCAUUUUCUUCACGUAAUGAUCCAUCUCUGUCCCCACGUGUUGGUAUUGCCGUGGCUGUUCAUGAUUCUGAAUAUUUUAGCACAGGAGUAUCCCUGACUGAGCUUGAAAAUAAGGUAUAGUGUAUGUUUAAUCUUACCAUUGCUAAUUUAUAUAGCCUCCAUGAAUUGAUGAUACUAAACGUUUGUUUAGCCAUAUGAAAUAUUGAGAAGAUGUUGACUUCGACAGGGGAGGAUUGAUAUCAAGGCGUUUACUACAAACAAGGCAUAUUACAAGCUGUCAGCUCUUCUCACCAUGGCAUCAGACAGAACAAAGGUCAAGUUCUUCAUUUAUUCCUUAGUUUAUUUACGCCAUUAAAUCUCGAAAAUCUCUGAGGUUGCGGUUUGCCACCCUAUUAGAAUUGUAUUUAUGAAUAGAUUCUCACCUUCAUAAGGAUGAAACAUUUGCAUCUGGAACUAAUUAAAAAAAGGUCGGAAAAUUAUAUGGCCUGAACGGAAGCAGCUUGUUCUCAAUUCACGAUACAACCAAUCAAGGCCAUGCUAGUUCUUAUUUUCAGUGUCGCAUCCAUCUUCCAGAGAUGCAUUAGUAUAGCCAACAAUCAUUCUGCACUCAUGCCUCUUCAUGCAGUCACAUCCUCACACGAGCCUUUCCAUUCUUGGGAUAUGGUACUGUAAAUGAUUAAUGGAUAAAUGAAUUAAAUGGGUGUCUUAAGAAUACUCCCGCGCUGAUUUCUAAAAAAGGAAUGGGUUAUGAGAAUCGAACUACUUGUUAUGAGCAGAAGAUUCGACUCACUAGGAUUCGUUUUGAGUUGGAUGAUUCAAAUAGAGAUAUGCCAAUAUGCUUAUAUGUGAUACUUCGAUCUGUUGUCAGUCAUGGCUUCCAAACGCUCUAAUUUCUUUUCAGAUUCUCCAAUGGUGACAAUUCAGAUUUAUUCGAUCAUCAUCAGAAGCAUAUUUUUCCCAGAAUUGAAAUCCCUCAUUUUCCUUCUGUUAAAACAGGAGAAAAUCAUGUUCAUGGCCUACCCCCUCAUGUAUUGAUAUUUACCGAGAAGGAACAUUUCAAACUUUUAUCUGUCUCUUAUCAGAUUCAUCUGCCUGUUCUAUGUGAAUUACUAAAGUGUGGUAUCACCUGAAUCUGAAUCUACUCUGACGUAAGAUUUAAUGUCCAGGUUGUUCAUUUUCAGCAUAAAAUUUUGUUCGUCAACAGGAUUGGACAAAGAGUUUCCCUGAAGCAAUUCAAUUCUGAAUCUGAGGAAUGGUUUCACCCAUCGGAUCCUCCAAAAAUAUUUAAAUGGCACUCGACCUCCCAUACUGAACUAUUGAUGGUAAGUAUUUUCUGGUUUUUUUCGUUUAUGCAGGCGCUUGCGUUUUGGUCUGACAUAUUACACUAUUUUGUAGUUACAUAUAGAUGGGUACAAAUGGAGUUCACCAUUUUCUGUUGAGAAUGAAGGUGUAAUGUGUGUGAUAUUGAAAAAUGAUCUAGAAAACGAACAGAUGAAUCUCAGAGUAGAGGUUCGGACUGGAACACAGGGUUCAAGCUUUGAAGUCAUUUUCCGUCUUGGAUCGACAUUUUCGAGCCCAUACAGGUUAUAAAACAUACUUUAUUUUCAUUUAUACUUUUACCUUUGUGACUUUUUCUCACCUUGAAGGAUUCUGCAGGAUUGAAAACCGCUCAAUGUUCUUACCACUGCGUAUUCGCCAAGUGGAUGGUUCUGAGGACUCUUGGAGUUCUCUUCCCCCAAAUACUGCCAUUUCGUUUUACUGGGAAGAUCUUGGUAGACAACGACUAUUGGAAGUUCUAGUUGACGGAAGUGACCCAUCUAGCUCGGAAAAGUUCAGCAUCGAUAAAGUCAUUGAUCAUCAACCAUUGCAGAUUUCAGGUGGACGUGUUAGACCUCUGCGUCUUUCUGUUGUGAAAGAGGGGAAGAUUUUUGUUUGCAAAAUUAGUGAUUGGAUGCCAGAUGAUGAGGAAACAAUAAUCACUCAUGGAAGUGCACCGUUAACAUUGUCCUAUUCAUCUGGAAAUGAUUACAGCAAUGAGUCUUCCUCAGAGAGGGAACUUCAUGUUAUUUUGGAGCUUGCUGAUAUUGGACUAUCAAUUAUUGACCAUACGCCCGAGGAGAUUCUUUAUUUGUCAAUUCAGUUUCUUCUGCUGUCAUAUUCAACUGGUUCAGGAUCUGGCAUCAGCAGGUAAGAUUCUGCAAGCUCUUCUUUGCAUUGUUCGGUUUAUUUAGUGUACUCUUUUUCAUAAUUUUUUAUGACAAUCUAAACAAGGGUUACCCGGACUUUAUUAUUACCAGACGUGCUCAGACCCAGAAUUUAUCAAUCUUUUGUUGCUAGAUUAAAGUUACAGAUGCGUGGCAUCCAAGUGGAUAACCAAUUGCCAUUUACACCAAUGCCUGUCCUGCUAAGGAUGCAGAGAGUUGAGGAUCAUAUAAACUAUAUUCUUAAAUUUUCACUGACCAAGCAAGCAAGCGGUUCUCUUGACUUAUGCAUUUACCCUUAUCUCGGUGUUCAGGUACGGUGAUACCAAUCCUUGAUUACUGUCUUUAAUGCACGUUGGUGUUUCCAUUUUCUUUUAACGAGGUGACCGUUGUAAAUACCCCUGUUUGUUCUCCAAAUAUUCUUUUAAUCCAGGGCCCAGAGAAUUCUGCAUUCUUGGUUAACAUUCAUGAGCCAAUUAUUUGGAGGCUACAUGAAAUGUUUCAGCAAUCUAAAUUCAGUAGCAUUUAUGGGUCAGAGACUGGUGAUGUUCCAGUCGAUCCAAUUGUACAAAUCGGGUAUGCUUUAUGAUCACUUACCCUCAUUUUUUCACUUUUGCUUUCCACUAUGAGACAUUUCAUCCAUCUUUUCUUCACCGGCAGGCUCCUUAAUAUCUCAGAAGUCAGGUUCAGAGUGUCAAUGGCCAUGUCACCAGCCCAACGACCACGGGGUGUUCUUGGUUUCUGGUCAUCCCUUAUGACAGCCUUGGGAAACACUGAACAUAUGCCUGUGAGUAACAUAUUAUACGUACCCUGUAAUCACCUGAAAGUUUCCUGCCUUUGAUUUUCAUAAACAGACGUGUAGCCCAUCAUAAUUAUUGCCGAUGUUUAUGCUAUAUUUCUACAGUCUGAUUAUUGCCUGAAUUUUCCAACUGUUUCUUGCUCCUGGUCUUCAAAAUUUUCCGUCUGUCUUUGUUCCAUGAAUGGCAAGGCGUUGAUAUGUUUGCUUUUAUUCUUUAAAGGUGCGUAUUAAUCAGAGAUUUCACGAAGACAUCUGCAUGCGCCAGAGUGCCCUCAUCACUUCUGCAGUGUCAAGCAUCCAGAAGGAUCUCCUCAGUCAACCGCUUCAACUGCUGUCUGGCGUUGACAUUCUCGGCAAUGCAAGUAGCGCCCUCGGGCACAUGAGCAAGGGCAUGGCAGCACUCUCCAUGGACAAGAAAUUCAUCCUGGGUCGUCAGAAACAGGUCGGUGGAUAGAGCAUCCAAAUCAUCCUCGCUUCCUCUUUAUGAGGAAACUAUCUUCUUUAUGAGGCUCACCCAAUCUUCUCGUACAUUUAAUCGCCAACCUAAACAAUUCUUUCCCUUUCUAGGAAAGCAAAGGAGUUGAAGAUAUUGGGGACGUCAUCAGAGAGGGGGGCGGAGCUUUCGCAAAGGGCUUAUUCAGAGGAGUCACCGGCAUUUUGACGAAGCCCCUUGAAGGAGCAAAAUCAUCUGGCGUUGAGGGAUUCGUUCAGGGUGUUGGCAAAGGGAUCAUUGGUGCUGCCGCUCAGCCUGUCAGCGGAGUCCUCGAUUUCCUCUCCAAGACCACCGAAGGAGCAAACGCAGUCAAAAUGAAGCUGGCGUCGGCUCUCACUUCAGAGGAGCAGCUCCUCCGCCGCCGUCUUGCCCGGGCUAUUGGCGGUGAUAGUCUCCUCCGUCCCUAUGACGAAUACAAGGCCACCGGACAGGUACCAACUAUUCCGUUUACUCUGUCCACGACUUUUUCUGAAUCCAAAAUAGGCAAUCUCUUAUCGACAUAAUUCAUAUGAACCAUCACAAGAUUGCCCAAACCUUCUCUCUACUCCGUUGUUGAAAAAUAAUUAUUUCUUUCGUUGUUGGGCUUUCUUGGAUGUAUUAGAUUUUUCGUUGUCCCAUUAGCCUUGUACUGUACCAGACUUCAACAUAUUCCCACCUUGAGGGGGACAAGAGGUCUUGAGAAAAUUAUUCUCUCCACCGUUUCUCUCUCUCUCUCUCUCCCUAAAACUUUUCUCUACUACAUCCCACCCUUUUUUUUUUUUACUUGAAUACUAGGGCGAUCUCUCUGCCUCUAGCAAUAUAACCCGUGAUCCUCUUGAUAUCCCGUACCUUGACAAAGUUUUCAUCUGUUGGAGGGAUACCCAACAACCUGGAGAAGUGAAAGACUUAACUCGAAAUACUACCGAGAAGCUUCUGUCUUUCAGUGUGAAGAUCUCCAAGAUGUGCCUUCUUCCUUCUUCUAUAUACUAUUUCAUACAAAAUAACUCAACCCUUUUGUUCCUGAAGGUUAUUCUCCAGCUCGCCGAAUCUGGCACAUUCUUGGGGCAAGUCGAUCUCUUCAAAGUCCGAGGAAAGUUUGCUCUUUCUGAUGCAUAUGAGGACCAUUUCUUGCUCCCAAAGGGGAGGAUCAUCGUGGUGACUCAUCGAAGGGUUCUACUCCUACAAGUACGCCAUCCAUUCUCACACUUUCAUGUGGUUUUACCAGUAUCCCAUUGACCUAAAGACUCUCUCUCUCUCUCUCUCUCUCUCUCUCUCUCUCUCUCUCUCUCUCUCUCUCUCUCUCUCUCUCUCUCUCUCUCUCUCUCUCUCUCUCUCUCUUUCAGCAAUCAACCAACGUCGCAGCCCAGAAGAAGUUCAAUCCAGCAAAGGAUGCCUGCUCGGUGUUGUGGGACACUCUGUGGGAUGACCUGAUAACGAUGGAAUUGGCAAAUAGAAAGGGUGACCAUCCGAAGUCCCCCCCUUCGAUCCUCAUCUUGUAUCUUAGGUCCAGGUCGGCCGAUCCGAAGGAGUCCACCCGGAUCGUGGAGUGCCUCCAUGAGUCUCAACAGGCCUUGGACGUAUAUUCUUCGAUCGAGAAGGCAAUGAGCACCUACGGCCCAAAUCACUCCACGGUUAGGCUUCUCCUAUUUUCUCUCUCUUGGGUCCAUCUCCUUUCUCUCUCCUGAGCAAUGGAGUUCAGCUUACUGAAUUGUGAUGAUCUCCAGGAGACGUUGAAGAGGAAAGUGAAGAAGCCCUAUUCUCCUCGUCGGAUGACAGUCCCAUUCCCUGCGUUCCCAAAAGAGUUAGAAUUUGGGCCACUCAACAAAUGA
This is a messenger RNA of Spirodela intermedia, 62524 nucleotides long. Lineage: Eukaryota; Viridiplantae; Streptophyta; Magnoliopsida; Alismatales; Araceae. The record is from the annotation of a GenBank genome assembly.